AUGUCCAUGCUGAAGCUGCAGGGGGCGCUGCUGCUGCGGGGCACAGGUAGGCAGUUCAACAGGUGGGGAGGGGGAGGGGGGAGUCAGGCAGCCACCUCCCCCCACACAAUUCCACCCCCCCAAAAAAAUUGGGGAGGGGCUGGGGCCCUAUUCCAUCCUAUAAUAUGGGGAGAGUGUGGGGUGGAGUGGGGUAGGGGGUCCUCAGUGGGAGGGCUGCGUCUAAUUCACCCCUGACGCUCUUUCGGUGGCUCCCCCGAUGGGGAGAGAAGCCCCCCUACCCAUAAUUGCAAAUUGGAGGGGAGGGGGUUGGACCCUUCUUCCCAUAUAGGGGGGCAUCUGGCAGCCAGCUUCCCCUACACAGACACACCAAAAAAUUUGGGGAGGGGGCUGGGGCCCUAAAGGUAAAGGAAUCUCUGCUCUUGCCAACCUAGCAGUUCGAAAGCACGUCAAAGUGCAAGUAGAUCAAUAGGUACCGCUCCAGCGGGAAGGUAAAUGGCGUUUCCGUGCGCUGCUCUGGUUCACCAGAAGCAGCUUAGCCCUGCUGGCCACAUGACCCGGAAGCUGUACGCCGGCUCCCUCGGCCAGUAAAGCGAGAUGAGCGCCGCAACCCCAGAGUCGGUCACGACUGGACCUAAUGGUCAGGGGUCCCUUUACCUUUACCUUUAAAUUCAAUUAAUAAUAAUAAGAAGAAGAAUACAGGACAAGACUGUAUCAACACAGGACGCAUUGCAUUUUAUAUUGAAAUACAGGACAUUUCUGUAUUAUACCGGACAGGUGACAACCCUAUACGUGUGCGUGAAGCCUUCCCUGUCUUGUAAUUUGCAGAGGAGGAUGAAACCCUUUCCCCCUUUACAGUUGCUUCGUUGCCGCUUAACGACGGGGCUGGAUCCAUCCCUUUUCCUUCAUUUUGUGUGGGCAGUGUCUUCGUAUUACUUAACAGGAGGUCUCGCUCUUUUCUGCCCACCCCCCGCUGCCCCCAGAACAAGGGUGGGAAUUAAACUUCGUAGUUUGGGGUGUGGUGGGAAGCGGACUUAGUCUCUCCUCAUUCUGGUUUCCCUUCAAUAUUCUCCCCUUUAACGCUUGCCCUUUCCGUUGUGUUUCAGAGAGCCUUUGGAUCAGAGUGAGAAAUUACUCCUCUGCCAGGGUGAAGGAAGAAGCCAGGAAAAGAUGGGUGUGUGAACAAGUAGAGUUGUUGGAAGGUAAGCAUAAUAUAACACGGGUGGCGCUGUGGGUUAAACCACAGAGCCUAGGACUUGCCAAUCAGAAGGUCGGCAGUUCGAAUCCCUGCGACGGGGUGAGCUCCCGUUGCUCAGUCCCUGCUCCUGCCAACCUAGCAGUUUGAAAGCACGACAAAGUGCAAGUAGAUAAAUAGGUACCACUCUGGUGGGAAUGUAAACGGCGUUUCCGUGCGCUGCUCUGGUUCACCAGAAGCGGCUUAGUCCUGCUGGCCACAUGACCCGGAAGCUGUAUGCCGGCUCCCUCGACCGAUAAAGCGAGAUGAGCGCCGCAACCCCAGAGUCGGUCAUGACUGGACCUAAUGGUGAGGGGUCCCUUUACCUCUUAAGCAUUGUAUUAUUAUUAUUUUUUAAACCCUUCCUAUUUAACCAGUUCUAUUAAGGAAAGUUAUAUUAUUAUUAUUAUUAUUAUUAUUAUUAUUAUUAUUAUAUAUUCAUACCCAACCUUUUCCCCCAGACAAGGUCUCAAAGCGACUUAUAGAGAACAACUAAAGAAAACCCUUUACAUUUGUGUGGCUAAGCAAACACUCUUAGGAGAUGCACCUCUGAUCUCUCUCCCUCUCUCUCUCUCUCUCUCUCUCUCUCUCUCUCUCUCUCUCUCGUGAAAGCAUUGGGUUCUUUUGCUUAGCAAAUGAGCAGCACCCUAAGCACUGAAUUCUCUAAAACGAAAAUUGGCUCUCAGGUUUCCCGAUUCUAACUGGAACGUUGGAAGCGGCAAUAUCCCAAUUGCUUAUUUGGAAAAGGGCUGGCAUUCUUUUAUAAUCCAGAGGUACCACUAUAUCUGUCUGGAAACUCUAGAAACGGCUCCCUUUCCUUUCCUAAGGAAGCUGCAGAACUGUGGGCUGAACCCCAUAAAAACAGGAUUAUUUCCCUUUGCAAAGUAAGCUCAACAACUGUGAGCUGAUCCUUCAAAAACCGGGGCUUUCCACCUUUCCUCCUCUAAAAACUUUCUUUAGUCGUUUAGUCGUGUCCGACUCCUCGUGACCCCCUGGACCAGAGCACGCCAGGCCCUCCUGUCUUCCACUGCCUCCCGCAGUUUGGUCAAACUCAUGCUGGUAGCUUCCAGAACACUGUCCCACCAUCUCGUCCUCUGUCGUCCCCUUCUCCUUGUGCCCUCCAUCUUUCCCAACAUCAGGGUCUUUUCCAGGGAGUCUUCUCUUCUCCUGAGGUGACCAAAGUCUUGGAGCCUCAGCUUCAGGAUCUGUCCUUCCAGUGAGCACUCAGGGCUGAUUUCCUUCAGAAUGGAGAGGUUUGAUCUUCUUGCAGUCCAUGGGACUCUCAAGAGUCUCCUCCAGCACCACAAUUCAAAAGCAUCCAUUCUUUGGCGAUCAGCCUUCUUGAUGGUCCAGCUCUCACUUCCAUACAUCACUACUGGGAAAACCCUCUAAAAACUAGGUGCGUCUUAUUUACGGAUGCCUUCUUUAACUCAGCGCGCCGCAUUCCCCAGCGAUUCAAUUCUUCCUUUCCUUUCCUCCCCUGCAGUGCUGGAGGCAAGAGUGCAGCAGCUGAAGGCCGAAAAUGUAUCGGAGGUGGCGGUCAGCGAGGUCCAACGCUCCCGCCUGCGCAAGUUCAGCUCCCUCCCGCCCGCCCCGCGGAAAACGGCCGCUGCCAGCCCGGCUCGGACCGAGAGCGCCCUGAAACGCGAGGAAAAGCCCCAGCCUAGCCGCUGGACCGAGAAGCUGAAGAAGGAGAAGUCGAUGAAGAACAAACGCCUUCUGAAACUGGAGGCCAAGCUCUCAGCCGCCGUCCCGGGCGACGUGGCUGAGCCUGCCCUGGAGUGGAUUGGGCCCGGCGCGAAGGACGAAGAUUUCUCCCUGCACUCUCCCGCUAAAGAGACCCGGGCAAAGCUCAAGGCGCGAGCGUCUAAGUCGCAGAAGUCCAGCAAAGCCGACGAUGGCCAGCCAAACAAGACUGCCAAAGUCUCGAUCGGGACGCAGUCUCGGGAUCCUUCCAGGAGCUGCGAGGAACUGGGGGAGCCCUUUCGGGUCUGGGACGCCGCCGAGGGGACGCUCCCCCUGGACGAGGAAGACGGGAACCGCCACAUGAACGUCAAGCUGAACAUUUUGUCCUAUCUGGACGCCUGCCUUUUUCUCGGUCAGCCCGAAAGGGCCCAGCAGUGCUUGAUGUUUUAUCACCGCUCCCACGCCCGCAGGAAGCGCCUUGACGUCCGAAUGUACAAUCUCGUUAUGCAAGGGUACGCCAAGAAGGUAAGGAGAUUUGCAUCCCUUCUUGCAGUGGUAGUGCCAGGGUGGAUAAAAAUUCAAUUCUUUUUUUUAAAUAACAAAUCUGAUCUUUUUGAUUUAAAUCGGAUUUUUUGUUAUUUAAAUCAGAUUUUUAAAUUUAAAUCAGAUUUUAAAAUUUAAAUCAGAUUUUUAAAAUAAAAUGCUUUUGGAGGAAAUAUCUUUUAUAAAGAUUUUCUAUUUACCGUAUUUUUUGCUCUAUAAGACACACCAGACCACAAGAUGCACCUAGUUUUUGGAGGAGGAAAACAAGGAAAAAAAUAUUCUGAAUCCCAGAAGCCAGAACAGCAAGAGGGAUUGCUGCGCAGUGAAAGCAGCAAUCCCUCUUGCUGUUCUGGCUUCUGGGAUAGCUGCACAGCCUGCAUUCGCUCCAUAAGAUGCACACACAUUUCCCCUUACUUUUUAGGAGCGGAAAAGUGAGUCUUAUAGAGCAAAAAAUACGGUAAGUUAUAUUAUAGUCCAGUCCCACUUCUGACACCAAGGGACACGGAUGGUGCUGUGGGUUAAACCACAGAACCUAGGACUUGCCGAUCAGAAGGUUGGCGGUUCGAAUCCCCGCAAUGACGGGGUGAGCUCCCGUUGCUCGGUCCCUGCUCCUGCCAACCUAGUAGUUCAAAAGCACGUCAAAGUGCAAGUAGAUAAAUAGGUACCGCUCCGGCGGGAAGGUAAACGGCGUUUCCGUGCGCUGCUCUGGUUCGCCAGAAGCGGCUUAGUCCUGCUGGCCACAUGACCCGGAAGCUGUACGCAGGCUCCCUCGGCCAGUAAAGCGAGAUGAGCGCCACAACCCCAGAGUCGUACACGACUGGACCUAACAGUCAGGGGUCCCUUUACCUUUAUAGUCCAAAGGCUAUUCAUCAGGAAAUAAGGAUUUAUUUUAAGUUUCUCAUGUGUGCUAAAACUCACUCUAAGUUGUUUUGUUUUUUUUAAAAAAAAGUUUAACCACAUUAGUUAACAAACAUGGACACAUAUGCUAUAAUGUUAUUGCUUUACUUAAAUGAAUUGUUUAAAUUGUUAUGAAGGAAAUGUUUUCUUCUUCCAAUAAAGCACAGCAGAAAAGUUGUCCAAAUAUAAACAGUUAAUUUAUUAAACCUCACAAUGAUUUCAUUAUUAUCAGUCUGUGUGUUUCUAAGGGUAUAACCAAGUCAGUAAUUUUUGAUAUAACUGUAAAAACUACUCUGAAAAUUUAUAAUUCCGAAAAUGAAAGCUUCCUCUGUUUGUAAAUAUUAAGAUUAUACCAGCAAGAAUGAGUCUUUCUGUAAAAAAAGUGAUUUAAAACAAGUCUUACUGACUAGUGAUUUAAAUUAAGUCUUACUGACUAGUGAUUUAAAUCGUGAUUUAAAUCGAUUUGAUUUAAAUCAAGCCCACCCUGGGUAGCGCAGAUCUCUCUGGAUUUUGGCAUUGCAAGGUAGCUGAGGAAGGGAUUAUUUUAUACAGUGGUACCUUGGCUUUUGAACGUAAUCCGUUCUGGAAGACCGUUCGACUUCCGAAACGUUUGAAAACCGAGUCGCAAAGGGCGGUCUGCAAAUUCAAUUGAGAAAAAACACUCAACGGAAUUUGUUUGACUUCCGAGACGAGUUUGCAAACGGAAGCAUUUGCUUCUGGGUCUUCUGCGUUCGGGUUCCGAAACGUUUGUCAACGGAGAUGUUCGAGAACCGAGGUACCGCUGUUCAUUGUUUGGGACAAUGCAAAACAUGACAGAAAUAUUUCGCGUUUCAUGACUCCUUCAUGGAUUUUAAUGGUUAAAGCAAUGGUGGGGUUUUUUUAACGUUGCUUAAAUCAGAAAACCGUUGUGCCGUCUCGACUGUUUUAAGGUGGAAAAGAAAAUAUGAAACGCACCGUUUUGUAAAAUUAAUGAGCAGUUACCAAGACAAUGGCCUGGUUCUAACACAAUGCUAAAACCAUAUAGCAUGGGUAGGCAAACUAAGGCCCGGGGGCCGGAUCUAGCCCAAUUGCCUUCUCAAUCCGGCCUGAGGAUUGUCCAGGAAUCAGCGUGUUUUUACAUGAGUAGAAUGUGUGCUUUUAUUUCAAAUGCAUCUCUGGGUUAUUUGUGGGGCAUAGGAAUUCGUUCAUUUUUUUUUCUUCCAAAGUACACUCUGGCCCACCUCAAGGUCUGAGGGACAGUGGACUGGCCCCCUGCUGAAAAAGUUUGCUGAUCCCUGCUAUAUAGCUUAAAGGUAAAGGGACCCCUGACCAUUAGGUCCAGUCAUGGCCGACUCUGGGGUUGCGGUGCUCAUCUCGCUUUACUGGCCGAGAGAGCCGCCGUACAGCUUCCGGGUCAUGUGGCCAGCAGGACUAAGCCGCUUCUGGCGAACCAGAGCAGCGCACGGAAACGCCGUUUACCUUCCUGCCGAACCGGUACCUAUUGAUCUACUUGCACUUUGAGGUGCUUUCAAACUGCUAGGUGGGCAGGAGCAGGGACCGAGCAAUGGGAGCUCACCCCGUUGCGGGGAUUCAAACCGCCGACCUUCUGAUUGGCAAGUCCUAGGCUCUGUGGUUUAACCCACAGCGCCACCCGCGUCCCUUUCUAUAUAGCUUAGCACUAUGCAAAUGGCUUCAGACGAGUCACAGGCUCACGCUUCUCUUGCAAGGGGUUGGUUGGAAGAAUUCACUUCGGGGCGAAGGGCUUUGUAGCUCAGCAGCAAAGCAUCUGCCUUGAAUGCAGAUAAGCAACAAGCCCUGGUCCUGGUUUGAAUAUCCUGUCCUUUCUUUCUCCCCCCAGGGCCUCCUGUCACAGGUUGGCAGACUCUUCCACCUCCUCGAGGAAGCUGGCUUGAGGCCCAACCCGGACUCUUACGCCGCUGCGCUCGCUUGCAUGGGGCAGUGUGAGGCGUCUCACAACAUCAUCUUCAGGUGUUAAUCUUCUCAUUGGUCCCUUCUUGCUCAGCGACAGCGGUGGUGCAGUGGUUAGAGCAUUGGGGCUGUGGCCUGGGUUCGAAUCCCCACUCUGCCAUGAAGUUCACUGGGUGACCUUGGGCCAGUUGACACUCUCAGCCUAACCCACCUACCGGAUUAAACGAACUCAGGAAACCAGGGUUUGACUCCCCCACUAUGGCCAUGAAGCUUUCAGGGAUGGGGGGGGCAUUGGGGACCAGUCACCGCCUCUCCACCUAACCUACCUGACAGGUGUGUGGUUGACUGAGAAGGGCCAUGUACACCAUCUUAAGCUCCUUGGCAGAAAACGUGAUCUACAGAUAUCUUUCUAUAUAAAUAGAAAUGAAGGGUGUCGUCGCGCUAUGCAUUCCAAUGGGAAUAGCAAGCUUCUCUGUCCUCCCUUCUCCUGUAGAAGGGGGGGGGGGAGGUUAGUGCUUGUGCCAGGAGAUAUGUGGGGAACUUGAAUAAUAACAUUCACUUCUCCAUUUCCCAUAAACCAACUCCCCCUCCCUCCCAGUCUUCAAGUCCCGAUACCGCAAGUUCAUUUUCCUUACUGUGCAUAAAGUCCAGAAGAGUUUUCCAAUCAUUCAUAAAUCGCCAGCGGUGAUUAUAAGCAUGUUGACUUUGCCGUCUCAGCCAAAGCCAUUCAUUUCGAUAGGCGUUUUUUGAUAGGCGGUAAUGACGAGUCUCCACAAGAGGAAUGGGAGGGGGCCACUUUCUACGGACACUGCUGACCCAAGCCUCUUUCUUUGCCGUUCCUUCCUCUCCCCCCCCCCCCCGGACCUCCACAGAUGCCUUCAGCAACUCAAGGAAGACGGCUUUCAAGUGAAGGACCUCUUCCGGGACUCUGGGUUCGAGGAAGACUGGAGGAAGAUGGUUCUGAAAGCCGUCCGGAGGGUUGUGGAAGACUUCCAGCCCCCGCCUCCUCGCCCUGCCGAAAUCUGCACGGUUCCCCUACUUCGGGACUUCUACGCGAAGGUAACAAGAACAACAACAACAAUUAUUGUUAUUAUUUAUACCCCACCCAUCUGGCUGGCUUUCCCCAGACACUCUGGGCAGCUUCCAGCAGGAUAUUACAAACACGAUUUAACAUCCAACAUUAAAAACAGGACUGCCUUCAGAUGUCUUCUAAAAGUCAGAUACAGUAGUUGUUUAUUUCCUUGACUUUGGUGGGAGGGUGUUCCACAGGGCGGGUGCCACCACCGAGAAGGCCCUCUGCCUGGUUCCCUGUAUCUUCGCUGCUCACAGGGAGGGCACCGCCAGAAGACCCUCGGAGCUGGGCCUCAGUGUCUGGGCUGGACGAUGGGGGUGGAGAUGCUCCUUCAGGUAUACUGGGCUGAGGCUGAUUAGGGCUUUCAAGGUCAACACCAACACUGGGAGCCGGUGUAGGUCUUUCAGGACUGGUGUUAUGUGGUCUCGGCGGCCGCUCCCAGUCACCAGUCUGGCUGCCGCAUUCUGGAUUAGUUGCAGUUUCUGAGUCACCUUCAGAAGUAGCCCCAUGUAGAGUGCGUUGCAGUAGUCCAAGCGGGAGAUAACCAGGGCAUGGACCACUCUGGAGAGACUGUCUGCGGGCAGGUACGGUCUCAUCCUGUGUACCAGAUGGAGGUAGUAGACAGCUGCCCUGGACACAGAGUGGACCUGUUCCUCCAUGGACAGUGAUGAGUCUAAAAUGACCCCCACCUGGUCCUUCGGGGGCACAGUUACCCCAUUCAGGACCAGGGAGUCCCCCAAACCUGCCCGCCCCUGUCCCCCCAAAACAGUGGAUCCCCAAGCCCCAAGAACAGUCUAGCUGAGGUUAGUAAACGCUGGGGAUAAGGAACACAGGAGAGGUCUCUACCACCUUAAUGCCCUUUGCCUGCUGAGCGGCACUAGGUAAAGGUAAAGGGACCCCUGACCGUUAGGUCCAGUUGUGGCCGACUCUGGGGUUGCGGUGCUCAUCUUGCUUUAUUGGCCGAGGGAGCCGGCGUACAGCUUCCGGGUCAUGUGGCCAGCAGGACUAAGCCGCUUCUGGCGAACCAGAGCAGCUCACGGAAACGCUGUUUACCUUCCCGCCGGAGCGGUACCUAGUUAUCUAUUUGUGCUGGCGUGCUUUCGAACUGCUAGGUUGGUAGGAGCAGGGACCGAGCAACGGGAGCUCACUCCGUCGCAGGGAUUCGAACCGCCGACCUUCUGAUCGGCAAGCCCUGUGCUCUGUGGUUUAACCCCAUGGUGCCCUGCCAACCCCCUGCCCACUUUUCUUUUUCGCCCCAGGGGAAGCCCGUCUCCUACCCCAAGCUCGAUUUCACGGCGCAAGAACUGCGGGACCAGUUCCGGAAGCAGCUGGCGAUGGAGGCGUCGGACACGGUCACCAUCGACUCCGUGGAGGCAGCCAAGCCCUUGACGGAGGAAGCCAGCAGAGCGGUAAAAGGAUGAGAGAGAGAAAGAAUUUGAACCGUUAAAACGAAAAGGGUCCAACAGUGUUGAAAUUUUGGGAGGCUGGAUAGUUGCCAUGGAAUCCGGGUGGAUUUGAUUCAAAUCAAAUCGAUUUAAAUUGCGAUUUAGAUCACUAGUCAGUAAGACUUGAUUUAAAAUCCCUAGUCAGUAAGACUUGAUUUAAAAUCACUAGUCAGUAAGACUUGAUUUAAAAUCACUAUUCAGUAAGACUUGAUUUAAAAUCACUCGACAGUAAGACUUGAUUUAAAUCACUUUUUUACAGAAAGACUCAUUCUUGCUGGUAUAAUCUUAAUACUUACAACCAUAUAAAGGUUUCAUUUUUGGAAUAACUUUCCAGAGUAGUUUUUACGGUUUACAUCAAAAAUUACUGAUUUGGUUAUACUAUUAGAAAUACAUUGAUAAUUAUGAAAUUAUUGCGAGGUUUAAUAAUUUAACUGUUUAUAUUUGGACAACUUUUCUGCUGUACUUUACUUGAAGGAGAAAAAUAAUCAUUUCCUUAAUAACCAUUUAAACGAUCUAUUUAACUAAAACAAUGACAUUAUAGCACAUUCAUCCAUGUUUGUUAACUGAUGUGUUAAACAUAAAAAAAAAAAAAACUUAGAGUGAGUUUUAGCACACAGGAAAAACUUAAAUCGUGAUUUAAAUUGAUUUGAUUUACAUCAGAUCCACCCUGCCAUGAUGCCAGCUACCGGUGGAGAUUAGCCAGGAGGGGGAAAACCAUGAGAGGAGCUGCUUCCUUUGAAACCCGGGAAAUUUAAGGGACAUCAUCAAUAAGGGACAGCAGCAGGACACGGCGCUGGGAUAAGGGACUGUCCUGCCAAAUAAGGGACACUUGACAGCUAUGAGUUUGCGGCCGGCUUGCUGCUGCGGUGCCCUGAAGCGGCAGUCCGCCUAUCCUCCUCUCUCUGCAGCCCUGGGAAUACGCUGCGGCCACUUACCGUAUUUUUCGCUCCAUAAGACGCACUUUUUUCCUCCUAAAAAGUAAGGGGAAAUGUCUGUGCGUCUUAUGGAGCGAAUGCGUGGUCCCUGGAGCCAAAUUGCCCAGGGGUGAAAAGCAGAUCGUGCUUUUUUUUUUUUUUUUUUUUUUACAAAGAGGAAAGAGGGUGUUGAAACGACUCCGCUAAGCAGCUGAUCGGCAAGUGAUCGGAAGGGAGAUAAGGGAUGCUAGCGAUAAAGGAGGCUGCCUGGGAGGGGGGAGGUAAAAGCACAUGGAUCCUCAGGAUUUUUGCAUUGGGUCACCCCAAAUUCACCAUCAGAUCACAUAGCAUGUCCAUGGCUAUAGCCUGCACCAAAAAAAAUCACACAUCCACUGUUCUGUGGUUACAAAGCACGGAUCCACAUGGAUUCUCAGGAUUUUUGCAUUGGGCUACCCCAAACUUACUGUCAAAUCACAUAUCGUGUCUGUGGCCACAGCAUGAACCACAACAAUCAUACAUUCACUGUUUCGUUCAGAAUUAUUCUUUUUCUAGUUUUCCUCUUCUAAAAACUAGGUGUGUCUUAUGGUCAGGUGCGUCUUAUGGAGCGAAAAAUACGGUAAUGCCCCAUUGUGAUGAUGAUAAUGAUGAUGUAACUUUCUUUACGGUUUUGCUCAUGUGCAGCGGAGUCUCCUGUCCGUCCUCCGCAGCCGCUGGCGCACAUCUCUCUUGCAGAGCCUGCAAGAAUCCAAGCUGCACAUGGCGCAACGGAAUUCGGGUCAGCUAAACCUCUACCCCUUCCUCUGCGUUCUGAAAGACGAAGAAUACGUUGACGUCCUCAUGCGGGUAAGAGGGUUUCUUCCCCCCCCCCCAUAAUUUUUAAAAACUUUUCCGCCUUACGUGUUAGAAUAUUCAUUUAAACAACCUUAAAAUAUCAAUUCAUCAUGCGAAAGGCUGAGCUGGAUAAAUCCCAAGCCGGAAUUAAGAUUGCUGGAAGAAAUAUCAACAACCUCAGAUAUGCACAUGACACAACCUUGAUGGCAGAAAGUGAGGAGGAAUUAAAGAACCUUUUGAUGAGGGUGAAAGAGGAGAGCGCAAAAUAUGGUCUGAAGCUCAACAUCAAAAAAACGAAGAUCGUGGCCACUGGUCCCAUCACCUCCUGGCAAAUAGAAGGGGAAGAAAUGGAGGCAGUGAGAGAUUUUACUUUCUUGGGCUCCAUGAUCACUGCAGAUGGUGACAGCAGCCACGAAAUUAAAAGACGCCUGCUUCUUGGGAGUAAAGCAAUGACAAACCUAGACAGCAUCUUAAAAAGCAGAGACAUCACCUUGCCAACAAAGGUCCGUAUAGUUAAAGCUAUGGUUUUCCCAGUAGUGAUGUAUGGAAGUGAGAGCUGGACCAUCAAGAAGGCUGAUGGCCGAAGAAUGGAUGCUUUUGAAUUCUGGUGCUGGAGGAGACUCUUGAGAGUCCCAUGGACUGUGAGAAGAUCAAACCGAUCCAUUCUUAAGGAAAUCAGCCCUGAGUUAUCACUGGAAGGACAGAUCCUGAAGCUGAGGCUCCAAGACUUUGGCCACCUCAUGAGAAGAGAAGACUCCCUGGAAAAGACCCUGAUGUUCCUUUUUAACCAGGCCUUUGGUUGAUCUGAUUUACAUCCUAUCCCCUUUUAAAAUGUGUUUUGUUUUUUUUGUGGGGUGGGGUAUUGGAUUGUCGUUUUUAUUUUUAUUAUGCAUUUUGUGGUUUUAUAUCUUGGAUUUUAUUCUGUGAACUGCCCUGAGACCCCUGGGUAUAGGGUGGUAUGUAAGUUCAAUAAAUAAAGUAAUAACCUCCUUUCUCCCCCAGAGCCUCAACAACCUGUCGCCGCAAGGGGAGUCUCUCCUGGUCUUGGCAAGGGAACUGGGCUCCAAAGUCUACAGCAAGUUCAUGUUGCAGAAGAAAUCCAGGAGCCGCUUGGUGGAGAAGAUCCAGCGGCUGUACGACAAAUACGUGCAGCUGCUCGCGAAGGACACUCAGGUAAGCGCCGUCGCCUUCACGCCCCCGGUCCUGCUCAACCAAGUCUCCCGAAUUCCUUCCUUCUUUCCGUGACAUUUGUAUCCUGCCUUCCCUCCCGAGACACAAUGGUUCUCCCCCUUUUUGCCGUCACGACAACCCUGGAAGGUAGGUUGGGCUGAGAGCGAGCGACUGGCCAAAGGUCGCCUGGUGAAGUGGAGAUUCGAACCCGAGUCUCUCCCAGUCAUAAUCCAGCCCUCUAACAUAUCCAGCCCUGUAAAAUUGGCUCUCAGUGUUCAUCUUACCGUUUUGUUUUGUAGUGUUACGGGUUACGUUUAAUGGAAUGUUUUCGACUGCUGGAAUAAUUUCCAAUACAGUGGUACCUUGGGUUACAUACGCUUCAGGUUACAGACUUUGCUAACCCAGAAAUAGUGCCUCGGGUUAAGAACUUUGCUUCAGGAUGAGAACAGAAAUCGUGCUCUGGCGGCGCAGCGGCAGCAGGAGGCCCCAUUAGCUAAAGUGGUGCUUCAGGUUAAGAACAGUUUCAGGUUAAGAACGGACCUCCGGAACAAGUAAAGUACUUAACCCGAGGUACCACUGUAAUAAUAAUCAUAAUUUAUUAUUUAUACCCUGCCCAUCUGGCCAGGCCUCCCCAGCCACUCUGGGCGGCUCCCAACAGAAUAUUAAAAACACGAUAAAACAUCAAACAUGAAAAACUUCCCCAAACAGGGCUGCCUUCUGAUGUCUUGUAAAAGUCAGAUAGUUGUUUGACAUCUGAUGGGAGGAUGUUCCACAGGGCGGGCGCCACCACCGAGAAGCCCCUCUGCCUGGUUCCCUGUAGCUUCACUUCUCGCAGGGAGGGAACCACCAGAAGGCCCUUGGAGCUGGACCUCAGUGUCCGGGGAGAACGAUGGGGGUGGAUACGCUCCAUCAGGGAUACUGGGCCAUUUAGGGCUUUAAUGGUCAGCACGAAUACUUUGAAUUGUGCUCGGUAACAUGCUGGGACCCUAUGUAGCUCUUUCAGGACCAGUGCUAUAUGGCCUCUCCCAGUCACCAGUCUAGCUGCCGCAUUCUGGAUUAGUUCUGGUUUCCAGGUCACCUUCAAAGGCAGCCCCACGGAGAGCGCAUGGCAGUAGUCCAAGCGGGAGAUAACCAGAGCGUGGACCACCGACAAACAUCGGUAAAAGAACCGGGGACUUCAGUCGCCUCUAACCUCGAACCCUUCCUUUCCCGCAGCCGGACGGCUACCUGCCUCGCGAGUACUGGGAGAAGCUGGCGGCCGAGGACGGCUGCAGCCCCUCGCUGGUGUGCAAGGAGCAGCUCUGGCCCCAUGCCCUUCUCGUGCAACUGGGCUUGCACCUGGUGGAGCUGCUGGUGCAGGUUCUCAAGAUGGAGAGCAACCUCUUGAACCCGGGACUGGAGCAGAAGCUCAUCCCCGUCCUCUACCACGUCUACUCCUUCCGCAGCGGCCGCCAGGUAGGGGGACGGGGCAAGGACCCGCCGGUUGCAAAUUAGCAGCGGCUAGGAGGAAAGCUUUGCUUGCAAUGGACAGGAAACUGGGGCGGGGCCUAUGUGGUCGUGGUGGGCGGGGCCAGGGCAAAAGUGGGCGGGGCAACGGAGGUGGGCGGGGGCUGCAUUGCGACCUUUAAAGCCCUAUACGGCCUAGAACCCUCGUACCUACGGGAGCACCUCUCCUGGUAUGUCCCACAGAGGAACUUACAAUCGUCAAACAAAAACAUCUUGGCGGUCCCGGGCCACAGGGGGGUUAGGCUGGCCUCGACCAGAGCCAGGGCCUUUUCGGCUGUGGCCCCGAUCUGGUGGAAUGCUCUGCCACAAGAGACUAGGGCCCUGUGGGACUUGACAUCUUUCCGCAGGGCCUGCAAGACGGAGCUGUUCCACCAGGCCUUUGGUCAGGGCACAGCCUGACUCCCUCCUUUGGCAAUCCUCACAGAACUUCUAGCCCAAUGGUUGUAAUUAGUCUGAUUUGAACUGAUUUUAUAAUGAAAUGAUUUUAGAAUGUUGUAUUAUUUUAUUGUUGUUAGCCGCCCUGAGCCCGGCUUUGGCUGGGGAGGGCAGGAUAUAAAUAAAUAAAUAAAAUCAUUAUUAUUAUUAUUCCAGGGCUUGGGUACCUCUCAUUCAUCCUUGGACCCCUUCCCUCUCUCGUCGCCCCCUCUUUCCCACUCCCCGUCUCUCUGUCAGCCCCCUUAACCCCUUCUCUCUCAGCCUACUACUUUUUAUUAUUGUUACUAUCAAAAUAAAUUUGUUUUCAAUUUAAAAAAUCCAAUAUAUGCCACAUGGUAUCAGUACCAGAUUACCCCACACAUUUCUCGUUAACAUUAACAAAUAAUCAACAAGAAGACAUUUUUACCACCCCACCCCCCAAAUCCCCGAACCACCGACCUUCUGAUCGGCAAGCCCUAGGCUCUGUGGUUUAGACCACAGCGCCACCCACGUCCCAUUUAGAAACAGUUAAAAGGUAAAGGGACCCCUGACCAUUAGGUCCAGUUGCGGAUGACUCUGGGGUUGCGGCGCUCAUCUCGCUUUAUUGGCUGAGGGAUCCGGCGUACAGCUUCCGGGUCAUGUGGCCAGCAGGACUAAGCCGCUUCUGGCGAACCAGAGCAGUGCACGGAAACGCCAUUUACCUUCCCGCUGGAGCGGUACCUAUUUAUCUACUUGCACAGGCAUGCUUUUGAACUGCUAGGUUGGCAGGAGCAGGGACCGAGCAACGGGAGCUCACCCCGUCAUUGCGGGGAUUCGAACCGCCAACCUUCUGAUCGGCAAGCCCUAGGCUCUGUGGUUUAACCCACAGCGCCACCCUAGACCCGCCUUAUACACGGGGAAAAUAAUGCAAGUGGUAAGUUCUCCCUCCUUUCCCCCCUGCAGGUGGGCUUCAUCAGGCCGCACCCCCUGUUCGCCCGCCUUCUCAUGGAGGCCGCCGAGACCACCCUGACCUUCGACUCCUUCGUCAUCCCCAUGCUCUGUCCGCCCAUCCCCUGGGUGUCCACGCAGUUCGGCGCCUACGUCUUCGCCCCCACCAAGCUCAUGCGCUACGUGGAAGGGGCGGUUCAGCACCAGCUGUUGCUGGACCGCGCCCCGCGCAGCAGCCUCUACCCUGUCAUGGAUGCCCUGAACCAACUGGGCAACUGCCCCUGGAAGGUCAACCAAGCCAUCUUGGACGUGGUCAUCUCCGUCUUCAACGACAAGGGCAACGAGAAACUGGACGUCCCCCCGCCGCCCUCGGAAGCCCCCCAGCCCGCUGCGCACUUCCCCGACGGGGCCGCCCCGAGCAAGGUGGCGCUCCGGCGGGAGGCGGCGCGGUGCCGCAAGAAGGCCACGGAAAUGUACAGCCUUCGGAUGGACGCGCUCUACAAGCUAUCCAUCGCCAAGCACAUGAGCGGAAGGGUCUUCUGGUUCCCGCACAACGUGGACUUCCGGGGGAGGACUUAUCCUUGCCCUCCUCACUUCAACCACUUGGGCAGCGACCUCACCAGAGCCAUCUUGCUCUUUGCUGAGGGGCGGCCCCUGGGCCCCCAUGGACUCGACUGGCUGAAGGUCCACCUCGUCAACCUCACGGGGCUGAAGAAGAAGGAGAGCCUGCGGAGCAGACUGGCCUACGCCAACGAAAUCAUGGAGGACAUCUUGGAUUCGGCGGAUCGCCCCCUGACGGUGGGUCAGUGGAGAGGGGGUCAAGUGCCGGGUCCAUUGCGGGCAGGAAUUGGUCCGAUCCAGGGGACGCAGAGACCUUGGGGGACACCCAUCUUACCUGGAGAACAAUAAAAAUGAUUACCGUAUUUUUUGCUCUAUAAGACUCACUUUUUCCCUCCUAAAAAGUAAGGGAAAAUGUGUGUGCAUCUUAUGGAGCGAAUGCAGGCUGCGCAGCUAUCCUAGAAGCCAGAACAGCAAGAGGGAUCGCUGCUUUCACUGCGCAGCGAUCCCUCUUGCUGUUCUGGCUUCUGAGAUUCAGAAUAUUUUUUUUCUUGUUUUCCUCCUCCAAAAACUAGGUGCGUCUUGUGGUCUGGUGCGUCUUAUAGAGCGAAAAAUACGGUAUGCAGUGGUACCUCGGGUUACAGGCACUUCAGGUUACAGACUCCGCUAACCCAGAAAUAGUACCUCGGGUUAAGAACUUUGCUUCAGGAUGAGAACAGAAAUCACACGGCGGCAGCAGGAGGCCCCAUUAGCUAACAUGGUACCUCAGGUUAAGAACAGUUUCAGGUUAAGACCGGACCUCCAGAACGAAUUAAGUUCUUAACCCAAGGUACCACUGUAUGCUGUUUUGAUAAAGGUCACCCCAGAUUAUAGGUUGUACUCCUAAAAUGAGAUCUUGAAAGGGAAGGGUAGGGAACCCAAGGCCCGGGGGUCGGAUGUGGCCCAAUCGCCUUCUAAAUCCGGCCCACAGACGGUCCGGGAAUCAGCGUGUUUUUACAUGAGUAGAAUAUGCGCUUUUAUUUAAAAUGCACCUCUGGGUUAUUUGUGGGGCAAAGGAAUUCGCUCAUUCUCUCCCCCCCCUUCAAUAUAUAAUCUGGCCCCCCACAUGGUCUGAGGGACGGUGGACUGGCCCCCUGCUGAAAAAGGUUGCAGACCCCUGUUGAAAGGGAUGUGUUUGUGUGUUUGCUGGGGGUGUAAAAUACAGAAUUCUCACCAGACGUUAGGAGGUUUGUAGUACAGUCGUAACUGAAUGCCUUGGUACUUGGACGUUUUGCCUUCUUUCCUAGCCUUCAGUGAGAAUUUGCUUGAAGGCUUUAAAAAGUUAGGUGUAUAAUGGUGUCUUCCUGGUUCGCGCCAUUCAGGUUCCCAGAGUCGUUUCCCAUAUAAAUUCUUGAUCUCCCUUAAUGAAAUUAUCUGCGCUGCGCUGAAUUAUCAUCAGUCUGAUUGCUUGACAGCUUGGGUGUAAUCGCAAGUGCUCUCGAACCUCGUUUAUUGAUUUUUUUAUAUAUAUAUACAAAUUCGCUUGUGCUGUUCUGGGUGGUUUUGUUGUAAAAUGCAGAUUUAUUUACUUCCUUUUGCAAUAACCCCCCCCCCCCAAAAAAAACCAUGCCAAUACUUAGAGAAAUUUUGUGCACAAAUAGACGAAAUGAACGUUUUUAAGGGUCUUUAGGGUAAAGGGUGGCGCUGUGGGUUAAACCACAGAGCCUAGGACUUGCCGAUCAGAAGGUUGGCAGUUCGAAUACCCGCAACGGGGUGAGCUCCCGUUGCUCGGUCCCAGCUCCUGCCAACCUAGUUGUUCGAAAGCACGUCAAAGUGCAAGUAGAUCAAUAGGUACCGCUCUGGAGGGAAGGUAAGCGGCGUUUCCAUGCGCUGCUCUGGUUCACCAGAAGCGGCUUAGUCCUGUUGGCCACAUGACCCGGAAGCUGUACGCCGGCUCCCUCGGCCAGUAAAGCGAGAUGAGCGCCGCAACCCCAGAGUCGGUCACGACUGGACCUAAUGGUCAGGGGUCCCUUUACCUUUUUGUCUUGGGGUAAAAAGGUCGCCCAACUAUAGGAGUACUCCUGGCGCCAUCCCCGGGCGCGGGGGCUGACAGGCCUGUCUUGCAAGGUCUGUGCGUCAGCGUGGUCAGGAUAGUUACAACCGGUAAGACCCGACCCAGAUCGGCCAUCUCGUCUCCACUCGGAACUGACAAGGCCAUCCGUUAAGCCUUCAUGGACCGAUAAAGGAGAAGGCUUUGUUUAUACAGCUGCUAAUGGAUCCUUGAAGAAAGAAUUUGGGAAUUUUGGGGCCCGGUUCGGGUGACUGCACAGUCAGGUUUGGGUAACCUGUUCCUUCAGUAAUAGCAAUAAGGACUGCCUCUUUCCGCGGAGGGAAAAUAGCCCAAUAGCCAUGGAUAGACUUCUCCUCCUCCAACAGUUUGCCCAGUCCUCUUUAAAAGUCGGUGCCCAUCGCAGCCUCUUGUGGAAGGCAGUUCCAAAGUCCAACACUUUUCUUCUUUAGACUUCCACAGGUUUGAGCUUUAUGGGAGGGUGGGGAGACUCUUCUCCACGCCGCUGUGCAGAAUUUUCUCAAGUUUCUAGUCCUGGGUACGUCUCCUGGUCGGUUUAACCCUUUCCUCGCCUUACCCUUGCCAGGGCCGGAAGUGGUGGAUGAGCACGGACGAGCCGUGGCAGGCAUUGGCCUGUUGCAUGGAGAUCGCCAAGGCCACCAGAGCCCCGAACCCUGCUGAGUACAUCUCCCAUUUCCCUGUCCAUCAGGUAUGUAUUGGGGGGGGGGCGCCUCUCCCCUCAAAUGUGCUCCUUACCCCUUUCUGUUCAUGAAUUGGAAGUACAGUCGUACCUUGGGAUCCCGAACGCCUUGCAAGUCAAACAUUUCGGCUCCUAAAUGCCGCAAACCCGGAAGUGGGCGUUCCGGUUUGCCAAAGUUCUUUGGAACCCGAAUGUCCGACGCAGCUUCCGAUUGGCUGCAGGAGGUUCCUGCAGCCAAUCGGAAGCCGCGCCUUGGUCUCCGAACGUUUUGGAAGUCGAGCGGACUUCCGGAACGGAUUCCGUCUGACUUACGAGGUAUGGCCGUAUCUCAGUGUGACACCCCAAAUAACGCAAGCCCAAAGAAUAUUCAUGCCCUCUCAAAUCAAUCUUGGAGAGAGAGAUAUCUAGCAGGGCCCCUCUUGUUGACGUAUGUUUUAUGACAGAAAAGUAGAACCUCCAGAGCCAGGGGCAGUCUACCUGCAAUUCCUAAACACUGAGGACCAGGAGCAUGCAAAGUGGGGGAGCUGUUGCCUGAAGCCUGAGCUUCCCACACAUGAAUCGGUUUGAUCCAGCUGGGUUCCUAUCCAUCCAUUUUAUUUUAAUCACCACCACCGCCGUCUGAUUCCCUUUGCGCCUUUUCCCUCCUCCCCAGGACGGCUCCUGCAACGGGCUGCAGCACUACGCGGCCCUCGGGCGGGACAUCGUGGGCGCCACCUCGGUGAACCUUUCCCCUUGCGACGUGCCACAAGAUGUCUACAGUGGGGUGGCUCAGCAGGUAAGAGCUUGGCUCCGGGGCGCUCCCACUGUGGAAAAGCCUUUCGAGUUGUCCCUUCCUCCCCGAAUGCGUGUCCUUCCAGUGAGCACUCAGGGCUGAUUUCCUUAAGAAUGGAGAGGUUUGAUCUUCUUGCAGUCCUUGCCUUAUGACGAUGCCUUAUGAGGAACGGCUAAGGGAGCUGGGCAUGUUUAGCCUGGAGAAGAGGAGGUUAAGGGGUGAUAUGAUAGCCAUGUUCAAAUAUAUAAAAGGAUGUCACAUAGAGGAGGGAGAAAGGUUGUUUUCUGCUGCUCCAGAGAAGCGGACACGGAGCAAUGGAUCCAAACUACAAGAAAGAAGAUUCCACCUAAACAUUAGGAAGAACUUCCUGACAGUAAGAGCUGUUUGACAGUGGAAUUUGCUGCCAAGGAGUGUGGUGGAGUCUCCUUCUUUGGAGGUCUUUAAGCAGAGGCUUGACAACCAUAUGUCAGGAGUGCUCUGAUGGUGUUUCCUGCUUGGCAGGCGGUUGGACUCGAUGGCCCUUGUGGUCUCUUCCAACUCUAUGAUUCUAUGAUUCAUGGGACUCUCAAGAGUCUCCUCCAGCACCAGAAUUCAAAAGCAUCCAUUCAGCUCUCACGAUGCCUUUGUCUUUUACCCCUUCCCCUCCUUGCUUGCAGGUGGAAGUGUACCGGAAGCGGGAUGCUGAGCAGGGUGUCAAAAUCGCACAGGUCCUAGAUGGGUUCAUUGGCCGCAAGGUGGUGAAACAGACGGUGAUGACGGUCGUGUACGGGGUCACCCGCUACGGUGGGCGCCUCCAAAUCGAGAAGCGCCUCAAGGAGAUCGACGAGUUCCCGCAGGUCCUUCCUUCCUUCCUUCCUUCCUUCCUUCCUUCCUUCCUUCUUUCCUUUCUUUCUCUCUCUCUCUCUCUCUCUCUCUCUCUCUCUCUCUCUCUCUCCUUCUUCUGUCUAGCCCAGUGGUUCCCAAAGGCUGCGUCAGGAGAGGAUGGCAAAUGCAUUGGGAAGACUUGAGGACAAUCAGUGUGAUAUUAUAGUAUUACUCUACAAGGUGUGACUGGAAAGUUUGGCGAAUGGUCACAGAAACCGGACAGCGAGAAAUAUUCGAACAUGCGUGCCUUAAAGGUAAGGUAAAGGGACCCCUGACCAUUAGGUUCAGUCGUGGCCGACACUGUGGUUGCAGCGCUCAUCUCGCUUUACUGGCCGAGGGAGCCGGCGUGCAGCUUUCGGGUCAUGUGGCCAGCAGGACUAAGCCGCUUCUGGCGAACCAGAGCAGCGCACGGAAACGCCGUUUUCCUUCCCGCCUGCGGUACCUAUUUUUCUACUUGCACUUUUGACGUGCUUUUGAACUGCUAGGUUGGCAGGAGCAGGGACUGAGCAACGGGAGCUCACUCCAUCGUGGGGAUUCGAACCGCCGACCUUCCGAUCGGCAAGUCCUAGGCUCUGUGGUUUAACCCACAGCGCCACCCGCGUCCCUGUGCAUGCCUUACAGUCCUUCAAAGUAGGCCCCCUCUGAUACAAGCACCGUUGACGUUUGUAGAACUGUUGGAAACUUCUGGAGAAGUCCUUUUUCCGUACUACUUUCAGUUCCCUCGUCACAGCGGCUUGGACGUGUGAAAUGUUGGAAAAAUCUGUUCCCUUUCAGUGAAGAUUUCAGUUUUGGAAACAGAAAGAAAUCCGGUGGGGCCAGAUCAGGAGAAUACAGAGGGUGGGACAACUCAGUAACCUCAGGAACGAUUUCGCGCAGAAUAUGCAAUUCUUCCGCCAUCAUUCGGACAGACAAACGCCGAUCCCACAUCAGUAACUCGCGGACUCUUGUUGACAUUUGCUGCUGUUCUGCUCACCGCCGGUCUGCCAGACAGAGGGUCAUCUUCGACGGUUUGCCGCCCUUCACGGAAAUGCUUAAACCACUCAUGUACACUGUUUUUCGAGUUGCAAUUGUGCACAAUUUUGUACAUUUUGCAUUUUGUGGGUUUCCGACACCGAUUGUAUGUUCUGAUAUUUCUCGUUGUCCGAUUUCUGUGACCACGCACCAAACGUCCCGGUCACACCUUGUAUUUUAUCAACAUUUAUAUUUUGGGAUUGAUUAAUGUUCUUACAAGGGACGCAGGUGGCGAUGUGGGUUAAACCACAGAGCCUAGGGCUUGCUGAUCAGAAGGUCGGCGGUUCAAAUCCCCGCAACAGGGUUAGCUCCCGUUGCUCAGUCCCUGCUUCUGCCAACCUAGCAGUUCGAAAGCACGUCAAAGUACAAGUAGAUAAAUAAGUACCGCUCCGGCGGGAAGGUAAACAGCGUUUCCGUGCGCUGCUCUGGUUCACCAGAGUCCUGCUGGCCACAUGACCCAGAAGCUGUACGCCGGCUCCCUCGGCCAAUAAAGCGAGAUUAGCGCCGCAGCCCCAGAGUCGGUCACGACUGGACCUAAUGGUCAGGGAUCCCUUUACCUUUACCGUUAAUGUUCUCGCACGGCUGCAUCAUUUCAUGCUUUCUGCAUGUUCCCACGGACUUGUGACAAAGCCGCCGCAUUCUGUGUUACAAACCAAGCACUGCUGGGAGUUGAUUCUUUCUGUUCUCCAAUCUUUCUAUUUAAAAAAUCGGAGGCAUUUUUUUCUCUCAUUCCGAAAGUGCGGUGCAGAGAAGGGAGUUUGUGAACCGGGCGUCCGCACUGUCCUUGCAAAAGGGGCGAGGGGCAAAAGCGUUGUAAGGUUCCCCAUUUCUGCCUCUUAACUAUACCCGUUUUGCAUUCCCUCCGCCCAGGAAUACGUUUGGGAAGCAUCUCAUUACCUUGUGCAACAGGUCUUCAACAGCCUCAAGGAGAUGUUCUCGGGAACUCGAGAAAUCCAGGUAACCCCCGUGCCUUAUUUAUUUGCAAACAGUUCAGGGAGUGUUUUUAAUGUUCUGUUGGGAGCCGCCCAGAGUGGCUGGGGAAACCCAGCCAGAUGGGCAGGGUAGAAAUAUUAUUAUUAUUAUUAUUAUUAUUAUUAGUCCAGGGCAGCUGUUUAUCAGCUCCAUCUGGUACACAGGCUGAGACCCUCCCUGCCCGCAGACUGUCUGGCCAGAGUGGUGCAUGCUCUGGUUAUCUCUUGCUUGGACUACUGCAAUGUGUUCUCUGUGGGGCUGGCUUUGAAGGUGACCCGGAAACUGCAACUAAUCCAGAAUGCGGCAGCUAGACUGGUGACUGGGAGCAGCCGCCGAGACCACAUAACACCGGUCUUGAAAGACCUACACUGGCUCCCAGGAUGUUUCCGAGCACAAUUCAAAGUGUUGGUGCUGACCUUUAAAGCCCUAAACGGCCUCGGGUCCUGUAUACCUGAAGGAGCAUCUCCACAGCCCGGACACUGAGGUCCAGCUCCGAGGGCCUUCGGGCGGUUCCCUCGCUGCAAGAAGCCAAGUUACAGGGAACCAGGCAGAGGGCCUUCUCGGUAGUGGCGCCCGCCCUGUGGAACGCCCUCCCACCAGAUGUCAAAGAGAAAAAUAACUACCAAACUUUUAGAAGACAUCUAAAGGCAGCCCUGUUUAGGGAAGCUUUCAAUGUUUAAUAGGUUAUUGUAUUUUAGUGUUUAUUGGAAGCCUCCCAGAGUGGCUGGGGAAACCCAGCCAGAUGGGUGGGGUAUAAAUAAUAAAUUAUUAUUAUUAUUUAUUUCUGUACACAAUGUGCUGAGUCGAUUGCGCAUAUGUGCGGGGAACCUGUAUGUCUUAGGGCAGGGGUCAGCCACCUAAGGCCCACGGGCCACAAGCAGCCCAUGGGGGGUCAUUUAACCGGCCCACAAGCCACCACCGAACCAAGCCACCCACUCAGUGAGUUCCUGCGCACUGAGCUAAACCAGCGCGGCACAGUGCAGGAACUCACUUCUGUGGUGCUGAAAAUUGCGUCUGACCAUAGCUGUCAACCGUCCCUUAUUUGGCGGGAAACUCCCUUAUCCCAGCGCCGUGUCCCGCUGCUGGCCCUUUUUGAUGAUGUCCCUUAAAUUUCCUGGAUUUAUAAAUCAUUUGUCCACCCAUAGUUCAAAUUUUUACUACAAGUUUUCUGUCAAUCCUACCAAUGUCUGUAACUCUUUACAAUAGCUUUUCAAAUAAAUUAUAAACUUUCCCCAUUCUUUAUUAAAGAGGUCCUCUUCCUGGUUUCUAAUUCUGCCUGUAAGCUUUGCCAUCUCGGCGUUGUUCAUCAGUUUUGUCUGCCACUCUUCUUUGGUGGGAGUUGUAGACCCUUAGGAUCCUCUAGUCCAACCCCCUGCAAAACGCAGUCAGUGGCAGCCAAAGCAGCCUGGCUCCAUCAGUGGCGGAUUUCUGUAUAAGCUAAGCAAAAUCCCUUAUUUUGGCUGCUGAUCCCUUAUUUUCGAGGCUGCUGGUCCCUUAUUUUCCAAUCUGCAAGUUGACAGCUAUGGCUCAGACGCUGAAAAUCGUGUCUGCACAGACACCGACACCGGAAAUGACUGCUGCGCACGAAGGGAUCUCCGCUGGAGUGAACCAGCCCAGGCGAGGUUAGCCUUGCUGACCCCUGUCUUAGGGCUACACAGCAAUGGGUGCAAGGAGGUUUCAGGAGGAAGAGAAGGGUGGGAAAAUGUGGGGAUGGACAGCAAGGUAAACAGAGCACAGAGAUGCUCCCAGGCGGGUUUGUGGAGGGCAGGAACCAGUGGCCUUCCAGCUUGCCUGUACCUUUCUGGAACUGGGGUGCCCACCCCACGGGAACCGCAUUGCUCACUGCCUUUCUCCCCCCGCAGGGCUGGCUGACCGAAAGCGCCCGGUGUAUUGCCAAGUCGGGCCGGACGGUAGAGUGGAUGACUCCCCUGGGACUGCCCAUUGUCCAGCCAUACCAUCGCUCGAAGACCACGCUGGUAAGCCAAGCCAUAAACAUCCGGGCACAUGGGGACGCGGGUGGCGCUGUGGUCUAAAACCACUGUAAAGGUAAAGGGUAAAGGGACCCCUGACCAUUAGGUCCAGUCGUGACCGACUCUGGGGUUGCGGCGCUCAUCUCGCUUUACUGGCCGAGGGAGCCGGCGUACAGCUUCCGGGUCAUGUGGCCAGCAGGACUAAGCCGCUUCUGGCGAACCAGAGCAGCACACGGAAAUGCCAUUUACCUUCCCGCCGGAGUGGUACCUAUUUAUCUACUUGCACUUUGAGGUGCUUUUGAACUGCUAGGUUAGCAGGAGCAGGGACUGAGCAACGGGAGCUCACCCCGUCGCGGGGAUUCGAACCGCCGACCUUCAGAUCGGCAAGCCCUAGGCUCUGUGGUUUAACCCACAGCGCCACCCGCAUCCCUCUAAAACCACUGAGCCUCUUGUUAUUCCAAACUGAGCCUCUGACCGAUUCCAAAGACGCGGGUGGCGCUGUGGUCUAAACCACUGAGCCUCUUGGGCUUGCUGAUCAGAAGGUUGGCGGUUUGAAUCCCCGCGACAGGGUGAGCUUCCGUUGCUCCGUCCCAGCUCCUGCCAAGCUAGCAGUUCGAAAGCACACCAGCGCAAGUAGAUAAAUAGGUACCACUGCGGUGGGAAGCUAAAUGGCAUUUCCAUGCGCUCUGGUUUCCAUCACGGUGUCCCAUUGCGCCAGAAGCGGCUUAGUCCCGCUGGCCACAUGACCUGGAAAGCUGUCUGUGGACAAACGCCGGCUCCCUCGGCCUGAAAGCGAGAUGAGCGCCGCAACCUUGUAGUCGCCUUUGGCUGGACUUAACCAUCCAGGGGUCCUUUGCCUUUACCUUUUUACCAAGUGCUUUUUUUUCUCGGGGGUCGCAGGGGUACGCAUACCCCUAAACAUUUUGUGAAUCUAACAGUUUGUCUCGCUGUGUGUUAGAGAGAGUUUGUGUCUACAGUGGUACCUCGGGUUACAUACGCUUCAGGUUACAUACGCUUCAGGUUACAGACUCCGCUAACCCAGAAAUAGUGCUUCAGGUUAAGAACUUUGCUUCAGGAUGAGAACAGAAAUCGUGCUACGGCGGCAGCAGGAGGCCCCAUUAGCUAAAGUGGUGCUUCAGCUUAAGAACAGUUUCAGGUUAAGAACGGACCUCCGGAACGAAUUAAGUACUUAACCCAAGUUACCACUGUACUUGGGUGUGUUUGAGGGAGCUUUUCCUGCCAAACAGACGCACAAGCGCUCUCGCACACAGAUAAGUGCGUGUGUGCCUUUGUGUGUGAGGCGGAGAGGGUGCAUGGACACACACACAAAAGACACACAGAAAUAGUGCAUGUGUGCCUGUUUGUCUGCGUGUGAGCAUGUGUACUUGCGCGUUUGAGCAAAAGAGGCAAGUUGGCUCCCACUUCCAAACAGACCCUCUUUCCUAUGCGCAAACACAUGCUCUCACACGCACAUGGGCAAGCGCUGCACUGUUUUUCUCUCACGAAUGCAAAUGAACACGCACUUGUGAUAGGAACUUUAUGGUCCUAAAUAUAUGGUAAUGUUCAUAAGUGUACCAAUCAAGCACAUACGUAGAUCAGCACAGGAAGACCGACCUGGAACCAUUUUGAUUCCUAAACCGAGCAAAUGUUUUCUCUGCAAGGUCAAAGGAAAAUGGAAAAGCCUCCCCAUUGUCUUUUCCUUCACAAAUCCUGUCUUAAGGGCAUAUUUAAGAUAUGACUAGGGUGUGAGCCUGUGACCUGGCCCAGGAACUAAGUAUUUAUCAUUACAAAAGACUGGCCAGGCUCCCCAGGCAAUCCAAUCAAUUAACCUGCCAGACAGGAGAUGAACGAGAGAAAAACAACAUUCAAAUUUCUGUUUUAGACCGCCUUUUCUGUGAUGUAGGUGUGAUGUAUCUGAGGGGUGGUCUUAGGUUACACCCCUUCUGUGAUGUAUGUAUGAUGUUUCUGGGGGUGGUCUUGAUCUACAGGGUGGCAAUUUCAAAAGUCUUUAUAAGGCCUGGGGCGCCAUUUUUCUGGGUCCCUCCUCUCUCCUGCAAGUGAGGGGAGCACCCUGUUGCAACAGAUAAAUAAAGGCCAAGCCUACAGGCUGCUGUUUUGCUCCAAGUAAUCCUGGUUGGUGUAUUUGUUUUUUGUCCAAGGGAGCCCUCGGAUUUUUCCAUUAACACACUAAAACGCGUGCUUCCUCCCAGAACAGGGAAGUGUGUUUAUGUGUGUUGUUAAAGCUUGUGUGGCAGAAUUUGAAUUAUGCGAUUGGAGAGUGGGGAGAAAAAAGAGAGAUGCUGCUGGGGGCGAUGGAGCCUUGCCCAUGCACAGAAGCGGAAGAAUUAUUAUUAUUUAUAUAUUUAUUGCAAUUUAUACGCCGCCCUACGCCCGGAGGUCUCAGGGCAGUGCACAGAAUAAAAUCAAAAUAUAAAACCACUGAGUCUGGCUGAGUCUGGAAUAACCUUGUGAAGUGAAAGGAUAUGAAAGAAGGAUUUAUAUCGAGAUGUUAGGAUAGAGAGGAUAAAGAAAACAGGAAGGCAGGAAGGCACAAUGAGAGAUAAAGGAGGUGCUGUGGGAUUGGUGGAAGUCAAUGUCUUCUUGUUGUUUUAGUGUUUAUAAUAUUAACUUAUAAAAUAUGGAUUUGUUUGUUUUUUUGUUUUUGUUGUUUUGUUUAGUUUUUGAAUGUUGAUUUUCGUGUGUUGUGUAUUGUUAUUUUUUGAUACCUUUCGUGUUGUUGUUGUGUGGAAAAUACUAAUAAAAUUCAUUUUUUAUAUAUAUAUAUAUAUAUAUAUAUAUAUAUAUAUAUAUAUGAAAAAAUCUGGGUGUGAGGCUGCUCAGUCACCCAGCUGGUCGGACUCAGAGCCCGCGGGUCCCUGCGGAAUAAAGGAAGGAGUCCAGCCAACCGGAGCAAAUAGCUGUAGACCAAAGUUUAUUGCGCAAUAGGUUCAAAGAGCAAAUUUUGAACCCCGAGGAUGGGGUGACAAAGACUUUUAAACUUUCCCACCAUAUCCCAGAAUACAGUUCGUACAGCAUCAUUGCUACAUCACUGACAUGUCACCAAAGGGGAGGGGUUAACCUUGGCAAACAUGUCCAGACAAGUCCUUGGUACCAGAUUAGCAUAAGCAGACAUGGCAGGGCAAGAGUCAGGUAUAAGAUUAGCCUAGACAAAGAUGUCUUAAGUACCCACCACCCAAAAGUACAAUACAAGUUCCUUUGCAUGUCGGGAGCCUGAGGCGAGUCAGGGGAUGAGAUUUGGCUUCCUUUGGCUAACAAUGAGCCCAGCAAUUGUCACCUCUGAGAACUUCCUGGAGUUCUUUUUCAAGGGGAAAAUAGCUUUGGAAUGGAGUAAACUGGGAAAGGAGAUGAUUUUAUAUUAUUUUUAAAGCUAGGUGACUUCCCUGAGCUGUCAAGUUGGAAGGAUACAUUCAGGCAUAAUAUUUGUAAUAUUUAACUUUAAAGAUGUGCCUCCCCCGGUAAUUUCCGUAACAAUACAGUGGUGCCUCGCAAGACGAAAUUAAUUCGUUCCGCGAGUUUUGUCGUCUUGCGGUUUUUUCCGUCUUGCGAAGCACGGUGUCGGGAAAGUUUUGGAAAAGCUUCAAAAAUCACCAAAGUCUUCAAAAACCUCAAAAAAGGCUACCACAUGAGUUGCUCCUCGAAGUCAAGUCGCAACUGUAUUAACGGUGUUAAGGAAAAGGAAAGAAACUUGCAAGACGUUUCCCAUAGGGAAAAUCGUCUUGCGAAGCAGCUCAAAAAACGAAAAACCCUUUCGUCUAGCGAGUUUUUCAUCUUGCGAGGCAUUCGUCUUGCGGGGCACCACUGUAUAAAACCACCAAAACACAUAAUCCGAAUAAAAACAACAACCCGAUAACACACACACACACACAUGGGGGGAAAACCCCCCCACAUUUUAAAAGGGCUGCUCUGCGAAUCAAAGUCACCUGAGGACAGGCAGGGCAGUGACUCAACUUUUUGCAGUGGCAAAGCAUGACUCAGCCGGCAGAGGGUUGUGAGUCAGCAGAAAGGGGGUGUGUAUGGAAAAUUCAAGGUGACAUUUGCCAGGAAUAACCAGCCGAUCACCGCCCUCACCGAUGGGGUCUGCCUGGGGAAGGCAGAGUGCACCAAACUCCCCUAUUUCCUCUCCCCCCCCCCAACGGCCGGAAAAAUAGAAAUAAAUAAAUGUGGUUUUAAUCCUCCCUCCUCCGAGGGAUAAAAUAUCUGCUGCUAAUUUUAAGAGGCCCUCCAAGAAGCCGCCUCGUUGAAAUGCGUGUCGUGUCCGAGCAGCUUCGGUGGGUCUACUCUUGAGUAGGACUUGACACCGGACACAGAAGCUUUUCAUUUUUAAUAAUAAUAAUGCAGUAAUAAUAAGCAAGAAAGCUUCAUUCAUUAGUUGCAGCCCUGACUGACUGACCUCAGGGUUGUGGGAGGCAUGGAUCUCUGCGACACAUGUUAUCUGGACGACGUCCCUGCAGGGUAGGCUAGCCUGAGGGAAAAUAUAAUAUAAUAUAAUAUAAUAUAAUAUAAUAUAAUAUAAUAUAAUAUAAUACAAUACAGUGGUGCCUCGCAAGACGAAAUUAAUCCGUUCCGCGAGUCUCUUCGUCUAGCGGUUUUUUCGUCUUGCGAAGCAACCCUAUUAGCGGAUUAGCGCUAUUAGUGGUUUAGCGGCUAUUAAAGGCUUAGCGGCUUAGAAAAAGGGGGGGAAGCGAAAAAAAUCUCAAGACUCGCAAGACAUUUUCGUCUUGCGAAGCAAGCCCAUAGGGAAAUUCGUCCUGCGAAGCGCAUCGAAAAACGGAAAACCCUUUCGUCUAGCGGGUUUUUCGUCUUGCGAGGCAUUCGUCUUGCGGGGCACCACUGUAUAAUAAUAUUUAUACUCCACCCAUCUGUCUGAUGAUGAUGAUGAUGAUGAUUUAUUACUUACACCCUGUUCAUCUGACCAGGACACCCCAGCCACUCUGGGCAGCUCCCAACAGAAUAUUAAAAACAGAAUAAAACACCAAACAUUAAAAAUUUCCCUAAACAGGGCUGCCUUCAGAUGUAUGCUAAAGGUCUGGUAGUUGUUUAUUUCCUUGACAUCUGACAGGAGGGCAUUCCACAGGGAGAGGGGCCACCACCGAGAAGGCCCUCUGCCUGGUUCCCUGUAACCUCGCUUUUCACAGCGAGGGAACCGCCAGAAGGCCCUCAGAGCUGGACCUCAGUGUCCGGGCUGAACAAUGUGGGUGGAGAUGCUCCUUUAGGUCUACUGGGCCAUUUAGGGCUUUCAAGGUCAGCACCAACACCCAAAUUGUGCCCGGAAACGUCCUGGGAGCCAAUGUAGGUCUUUCAGGACCGGUGUUAUAUAGUCUCAGCAACCGCUCCCAGUCACCAGUCCGGCUGCCGCAUUCUGAAUUAGCAGAGACAGUGGCGGCCCCAGAUUUGCCCAGUGGACUUUGCGGUAAGGUUACCAGAUUUUUUUUCAAUGAAUCCGGGGACACUUUUCACUUUUGUCAGGGGUAAAAUAUAAAGGUAAAGGGACCCCUGACCAUUAGGUCCAGUUGUGGCUGACUCUGGGGUUGCUGCGCUCAUCUCGCGUUAUUGGCCGAGGGAGCUGGCGUACAGCUUCCGGGUCAUGUGGCCAGCCGGACUGAGCCGCUUCUGGCGAACCAGAGCAGCGCACGGAAACGCCGUUUACCUUCCCGCCGGAGCGGUACCUACCGUAUUUUUCGCUCUAUAAGAUGCACCAGACCACAAGACGCACCUAGUUUUUGGAGGAGGAAAACAAGAAGAAAAAUAUUCUGACUCUCAGAAGCCAGAACAGCAAGAGUGAAAGCAGCAAUCCUUCUUGCUGUUCUGGCUUCUGGGAUAGCUGCGCAGCCUGCAUUCGCUCCAUAAGACGCACACACAUUCCCCUAACUUUUUAGCAGGGAAAAAGUGAGUUUUACAGAGCAAAAAAUACGGUAGGUCCUUCCUGGUUCAAAGACAUGGGCCCGAGGGGGUGGAUGGCCCCAGGACCCCUUCCGCGGAAGGGGCAAACCAAGACUUACAAGGCUCUCCAGGCAUUUGGCCACAAUGGAAGCGAACCGUCUCUCGCCGGCCAGUUCAGAGAUGAGGAAGAUGUAUUCCGGAGCAGAAACCUGGUUGGAGCGGUGCAUCCAACCUGGAAGGAAACCCCAAACAGGGAAGGUUAGCUCCCUCUUGCUGUUCUGGCUUCUGGGAUAGCUGCGCAGCCUGCAUUCGCUCCAUAAGAUGCAUACACAUUUCCCCUUACUUUUUAGGAGGGGAAAAGUGAGUCUUAUAGAGCAAAAAUUACGGUAUUUAUCUACUUGCACUUUGACGUGCUUUCGAACUGCUAGGUUGGCAGGAGCAGGGACCGAGCAACGGGAGCUCACCCCGUCAUUGCGGGGAUUUGAACCGCUGACUGAUUUGUAAAUCUGGGGACCGUCUCUGGGAAACGGGGAUGUCUGGUAAGCUUCCUUCACAGGGUUUUGAACCACUCUGAACCCCUGCUGUCCCUCUAAAUGUGUAAUGAGACCAAAGGCUGCUCCAGUUUCCUUCCUCUCCUUGCAAAGCCGACGCGUCAACCUGUACUUAUUUCUCCUUUCCCCACCCUCCUUUCCCCAAGGUUAACAGCACCAUUCAGUCGGUCCAUCUCAAGUCACGACACGACGUCACCCAGUGAGUAUCUCAUCAUGGUGGUUUGGAAGAGGGGCUCCAGGUUUUACCUGCCUGGCUCAAAAAGAACUUUGCUGAUAUUUUUAUAUAUUUUUAUUAAUUUUAACAUACAAAUUAUAAAACGUACCACACAAAUUAUUACAAAUACACUUUUUUUUGGACUUCCAUCAGCACCUCCGAUGAUCUUCCGUCUUAUCCUCCUUUUAUGCAUUACCGUAUUUUUCGCUCUAUAAGACGCACCAGACCAUAAGACGCACCUAGUUUUUGGAGGAGGAAAACAAGAAAAAAAAUAUUCUGAAUCUCAGAAGCCAGAACAGCAAGAGGGAUCGCUGUGCAGCGAAAGCAGCAAUCCCUCUUGCUGUUCUGGCUUCUGGGAUAGCUGCGCAGCCUGCAUUCACUCCAUAAGACGCACACACAUUUCCCCUUACUUUUAGGAGGGAAAAAGUGAGUCUUAUAGAGCAAAAAAUACAGUACUUAAUUUUAUAUUGUCUUUACCCUCUUAUCUUAUCAUCCCACCUUUUACAUUUUUACAAUAUUUCCCACAAUACCCCUCACAGAACUUCUUGCAGACCUACAAACGUCGUCUGACCAUCACAAAUACUUUUCAUAUAGUUCGUAAAUUUACUCCAGUCUUCGGUAAAUUUCUGGUCUCACCGGUUUCGGAUCCUUCCUGUUAAUUUGUUUAAUUCUGCGUAGAGCUUUGCUGAUCUGAUGAAACAGGUGCAAACCGAUUGACAGCAGGGCUAAAAUGUUGCCGGUGGCCAGAGCAGGAAUUUUGAAGUGGAAAGCACAUCCUUUCUCCCUUCUUAGGGGGCUGCCUUCAUGCAAGAAGCGCCCCUUCUUGUGGGUGUGAGAGCGAGCGGAGAAUGCCAAUUCUGGGAUGGCUCCUCCCGGUGUUGCGGGAUGUGAUAUGCGUGUGUCCGAGCAAGUAACAUCUCGGAAGAGGGUCCCUCUACUCGGGAGGGGAACCCAGAGGUCAUCCAGCCCAACCCCCCUGCAAUGCAGGAAUCUCAGGAGCUGGGAGCGGAAUACUUCUAGAGAGAUCUCUUGCUAGGAUGCACACAUGAAUAAUAAUAAUCACCAUCAUCAUCCGUCCUUUUUUUAUGGGGGGACGACGCAGGGGUACGCAUACCCUCUAAUUUUUGGCGAAUCUAAGUUUGGCCUCAUAGAGGGGCAGUAUUUCAACAUGAGUAGGAAAAUGGAAGUACCCCUAGACAUUUUUUAAGAAAAAAAGAGCACUGAUAAUAAUAAUAAUAAUAGUUACUAUUUAUUUAUACCCUGCCCAUCUUUCAGUUGUAGAAACUUUUUUGGAUCCAGCGCAGGUGGGAUAAAAAUCCUCCCUCAAAAGGCAUGUUGUUAUAAUUAGAAUUAUUUAUAGCCCACCCAUCUGGCUGGGUUUCCCCAGCCACUCUGGGCUGCUCCCACCAGAAUAUUAAUAAUAAUAUUUAAAAGCGACAAAACACAAAACAUCAAAAACUUCUCUAAACAGGGCUGCAUUCUAAACGUCAGAUAGUUGUUUAUUUCCUUGACAUCUGAAGGGAGGGUGCCACCACUGAGAAGGCCCUCUGCCUGGUUCCCUGUAACCUCACAUCUCGCAGGGAAGGAACUGCCAAAAGGCCCUUGGAGCUGGACCUCAGUGUCCAGGCAGAACGAUGGGGGUGGAGACACGCUUUCAGGUAUACUGGGCUGUUUAGGGCUUUCAAGGUCAGCACCAACACUUUGAAUUGUGCUUGGAAGCAUCCUGGGAGCCAAUUUAGGUCUUUCAGGACAGGUGUUAUGUGGUCUCGGCGGCCGCUCCCAGUCUCCAGUCUAGCUGCCACAUUCUGGAUUAGUUGCAAUUUCUGGGUCACCUUCAAAGGUAGCCCCACGUAGAGCGCAUUGCAGUAGUCCAAGCGGGAGAUAACCAGAGCAUGCACCACUCUGGCCAGACAGUCCGUGGGCAGGGAGGGUCUCAUCCCGCGUACCAGAUGGAGCUGGGAGACAGCUGACCAUCGUGCAGCUCCGGAAAUCGCCCAGGGCAUCCGCAAGCGGGAACUGAGCAUGAUAGCGACUCUGCCCUCCUCCUAAAACAUCCUCUCUUGCCUCGACUUCCCCGCAGGAAGCCCGACACGGUGAAGCAGAAGAACGCUUUCCCUCCAAACUUCAUCCAUUCCUUAGAUUCCACACACAUGAUGCUAACAGCUUUGCACUGUCACAGGUAAGGGGUUCCUUUUUGUGUUCUGAGACGCUUUUGGGGCGCCCCAUCCCCCAGGCAGCUAAAAACGGGGCGCAGGGCUCCCUUUCCUCAAACGGCGUUAACGGGGAAAUCAGCCAACAGAGUGACAGCAACUUUCCGCAAUGCCAAAGUUGUGUUAGUUAUUCUGACGAAUUCGUUGUCGUAGUUUGCUUAACAUGCUACAGGCACCUCCCAAUUUAUUACUUAUUUAGUCAUUUCUACCGUAUUUUUCGCUCUAUACGACGCACCAGACCACAAGACGCACCUAGUUUUUGGAGGAGGAAAACAAGAAAAAAAAUAUUCUGAAUCUCAGAAGCCAGAACAGCAAGAGGGAUCGCUGCGCAGUAAAAGCAGCAAUCCCUCUUGCUGUUCUGGCUUCUGGGAUAACUGCGCAGCCUGCAUUCGCUCCAUAAGACGCACACACAUUUCCCCUUACUUUUUAGGAGGGGAAAAGUGAGUCUUCUAGAGCAAAGAAUAUGGUAUUUGAUUUUAGAAAAUAUAAAGUUAUAACCAAGUCAAUUAAAAAUCCGUAUGAAGAGAUUGCUUUGAAUAUCAAGACUUUCCCCCUCCGUGGGUCCUAAUGUCAAUAUUAUAUCAGUCCGUUAUCCACAUUUUGUAUCCAUCAAAGCUGUCCAUAGUUUUUGUUGCAAGUGUGGUUAAAAUCCUGCUCAUGUUUUCAUCUUCUUAUAAUGGUCUCCUAAAUAAAUUUCCCCCUGUUUUUUUAAAAAAAGUUCUUGCCCUCUUGGUUCCUGGAGCUUCCCAGUUAAUUUUGCCAUUUCUGCGUAGUCUAUCAAUUUGGUUUGCCAUUCUUCCUUGGUCGCGAUUGUUUCUUCAUUCCACCUCCCAAUUUACAUGGGGGUUACGUUCUGAGGCUCUGCCUUUUUAAGCAAAGCCACACGUUUGAAACACCAUUGGAAAAGCCCCAAAUCCACUGUUCUGGCCCGUUUUCGCAACGUUUUGGGGUCGCUUCUGGCUUUGGUGUGGCCGCAAGCGAUUUCUGUUCUCAUCCUGAAGCAAAGUUCUUAACCCGAGGUACUAUUUCUGGGUUAGUGGAGUCUGUAACCUGAAGCGUAUGUAACGCGAGGUACUACUGUAUAUAAAAAAAUUAAAAAGUUGUCCAGUAGCACCUUACAGACCAACUAGGUUUGUUCUUGGUAUAAGCUUUUGUGUGCAUGCACACUUCUUCAGAUACACUGAAACAGAAGUCACCAGACCCUUAUAUAUAGUAGGAGGGUGGGGUGGGGUUUUUCACAGGAGGGUGGUAGUAGAUGGGUGAUUAACUCAAUGGGUAUGGCAAAUUUUAAAGUUUGGAAUAGAGUAGUUGCUUUGGAAGACGAUAAUCAGGCAUCCACACAACGUGACCAGUCCAACAAAGUUGAUGUUGAAGAAUCAUCGCUUCGACACUGGGGAUCUUUGCUGCGGGGGGUUGGACUAUGAUGAAAUUCAGGGUCCCUUCUAGCUAUGAUUCUGUGAUGUUUAGUUACUGAGAGUUGACAUGAGAGAGCCCCUUUCCGGUACCCGAAGGGCUGUUGCCACAGGGAAGGCAGAGCCGGCUGGCUUUCUUAGAAUCACAAAAAAUUAAGGUUGGAAGCAUUAUCUAUCCCAACCCCGCGCACUGCAGGAAUCUUUUGCCCAACGUAGGAUUCGAACUCGCAACCCGGAUGUUGAGUGACUCAUUCUGUUCCCGACGGAGCUGUCCCUUGUUUCCUGCUGCUCUGGCAGGCAGGACCCAAGCUGCCGGAUUCGAAGCACGAGAAAGGCGCGUGGCCCUGAUCCAUCCCAGGGGUUUGGGGCCAUAUUGGGGCAUCCCCCGGGCCGUAAAUUAAAUAAUCCAACUUGUGAAGCCCGUCGGCAUACACUGGGCAUGGCUUUUAGGAAAGUAGCUAGCUCAGAGCUGCUCCUUUUCUUGCUCUUUGUUCUAGCGCCACUGGGUGGUGCUCCCAGCCCGGGGAUUACCGUAUUUUUCGCUCUAUAAGACUCAUUUUUUCCCUCCUAAAAAGUAAGGGGAAAUGUGUGUGCGUCUUAUGGAGCGAAUGCAGGCUGCGCAGCUGUCCCAGAAGCCAGAACAGCAAGAAGGAUUGCUGCUUUCACUGCGCAGCGAUCCCUCUUGCUGUUCUGGCUUCUUAGAUUCAGAAUAUUUUUUUUCUUGUUUUCCUCCUCCAAAAACUAGGUGCAUCUUGUGGUCUGGUGCGUCUUAUAGAGCAAAAAAUACGAUAGAUCCGAACAGAGCCCUUGACCACAGGGAGGGGUCGUCCAUCCUUUACCCUCCUCCCAAUCCGUUUGUAUUUUGGAGAACGGUUUUUCCUUUUACGAGACUUGACGGCAGCCCCUGGUCACAAUCAAGGGACGUCAGAAGCCGGCUUAUGCAGUGUUAAGCCACUUCUCCCAUCUAGACCAGCACUGCUUGCACUGGCUGGCAGCGUCUCUGCAGGCACAGACUCUCUCCUAACCUGGAGAUUCUAGGUUCUGGGAGACCGUGGUUUAGGAGACGGUCAGGGAGCAGACGGGUUUUCACUUGCCUGACUGCCUCUUCCUCUUUAUCCGUCUUUCUUAAAAAAACCUUAUAUUUAAAUACAGUGGCAGCUCUGGUUACAUACGCUUCAGGUUACAGACUCCGCUAACCGAGAAAUAGUACCUCGGGUUAAGAACUUUGCUUCAGGAUGAGAACAGAAAUCGUGCUCCGGCGGCAGCGGGAGGCCCCAUUAGCUAAAGUGGUGCUUCAGGUUAAGAACAGUUUCAGGUUAAGAACGGACCUCCAGAACGAAUUAAGUACUUAACCCGAGAUACCAGUGUAAUUAAAUAAUCCUGGAGGCUUAUAGAGCAAAAAAUACAGUAUAUAUUUCACAUUGGUAUAUCUCAGCAUCUGGGUGGGCUUAUCUGAACAGGAAAGCCUUCACCUCAGCCGUUGUGCAUCUUGACUUUUUUGUGUCUCCUAGGGAGGGGCUCACCUUUGUUUCCGUGCACGAUUGCUACUGGACUCACGCGCUCACAGUCGAUGUCAUGAAUCGGGUAAGCUGGUCUCCCUCACCUCCGCUGCCGCCCCAGAUCUCAGCUCUGACCCACGCCGAAACCUGGUCAGGGUUUCGGGCCUGCUUAUUUGAGAAGCCCCCUUCACCAGGAAAAACGUGACGUUUACCCUGGCAAGUAGCAAUGAGGAUAGGAAUGUAAGAAGAGCUCUAGCUGGAUCCGGCCGAUGGGAGCCCACCUAGUCACAGAAAUGUAGAAUGCUGGAGUCGGAAUGGGCUCCCCCCAGGUCAUCUAGUCCAACACCCGGCGUUGCAGGAAUCUCAGCUAGUGCAUCCAUGACAGGUAGCCAGCAAACUAGGCUGUUGGCUAAUAAUAAUAAUAAUAAUAAUAAUAAUUUAUUUAUAUCCCGCCCAUCUGGCUGGGUCUCCCCAGCCACUCUGGGCAGCUUCCAACAAAGAUUAAAAAUACAUUAAAAUGUCACACAUUAAAAACUUCCCUGAACAGGGCUGCCUUCAGGUGUCUUCUAAAUGUCAGGUAGUUGUUUAUCUCUUUGACAUCUGAUGGGAGGGCGUUCCACAGGGAGGGAGCCACCACCGAGAAGGCCCUCUGCCUGGUUCCUUGUAGCUUUGCUUCUCACAGUGAGGGAACCGCCAGAAGGCCCUCGGAGCUGGACCUCAGUGUCCAGGCUGGACGAUGGGGGUGGAGACGCUCCUUCAGGUAUACUGGGCCUUUGAGGCCGUUUAGGGCUUUAAAGGUCAACACCAACACUUUGAAUUGUGCUCGGAAACGUACCGGGAGCUCAGUGGUCUCGUUAGAUAGUAAAAAUCAUGUUAAAUUGCUGUUUUAGGGGUUGUUUUUAAAAGUCUGGAACGGAUUAAUUUGUUCUGCAUUACUUUCUAUGGGAAAUAAUAAUAAUAAUAAUAAUAAUAAUAAUAAUAAUAAUAAUAAUAAUAAUAAUUUAUUUAUACCCCGCCUAUCUGGCUGGGCUUCCCCAGCCACUCUGGGCGGCUUCCAACAAAAUAAUAAAAUACAGUAAUGCAUGUCUUGGUUUUGGAACGCUUUGGUUUUGGAACGGACUUCCAGAACGGAUUAAGUUUGAGAACCAAGGCACAACUGUACUUCUACCAUGGAGUGCAGAGCAGAGCGCAGCCACAAAUUCGUCUUCUUUUAAAGCCACCCAACUGAGUGGUUUUCUCAGCCUUGUGCAAGAGCGAGUUCCACAGUUUAAUGAAGGAGCUCUUCUUUUAACCUGCCCCAAAUCUCCCGAUAUUUGGCUUCACCGGGCGCCCGCGAGUCCUAGCAUUUCGGACAACGGCGGCGAUUGUCCCCCUCCCUCUUGCAUUUCUUUUUCUUUUUCUUAAAAUAAUUUUUAUUGAAUGAUUUUAUGUUACAACAAAAACAAUACAGCCAUACUACCACUAAAUAUACCGUAAUUGAGAAAUAAAAAUUACAUACAUUGAUAUUUAGUUUGCUAUUUGUUAUUUACCAUCUUAUUUCCUCCCAAACAUUGCAUACAACAACACACAUAUGUGCAGACAUCCGCACACCCACACAUGCACACAAAAUGAUAAUAAUGAAAGUAAAUAUUUUUUCCCCUUUUGUCUUCCAAAAUCUUUUCUUCAACUUUGGCUUCCUGUCAAGUCCCUUUGCAUAUAUUUUAUCUUGCAUUUGAAUGUACACAAAACAAUAAACCUUUCUAUAUAAUUUUUCUAAUACAUUCUGAAAACAUAAUAAAUCCUUAAUUGUUAUCCACCUCCUUUGAGUUCCUUUAUCACUCGAAUGCUAGCAUGGAGUCAAAACUAUUAUUGUAUUUUUGAACGUAUCUUCUAUAACCAUCCCAUUUUCCCGCAAAUUUUUGCUUUGAGUUUCCUCUGAGUUUACUAGUCGAUAAAAUAGCAGUUGGGAUUUUUGACCAAUAAUUGUUAGGGCAAAUGAGGACAAGGAAACAGGCAUAAAACAUCCGAAUAAAAUACAAGGUUAAACACAGAUAAUGGAUGGAUAAAAAACUAAUAAUUAACACAGAUAAGAGCUAAAAACCAACAAAGACGCGCAGUUAAAACAACUGUAAGAGCAUAAGAACUAAAAGACUCGCAGAUAAAACAACUAUAAGAGGCUGCAGAGUAGAAGCCUCUUAAAUAGAGGGCACUCACAACGUUAUAAACUGCUGUGCAAAUAUGGUUAAAACAGAUAAUUAAAACAAUAUACAACACUAAAUUUAGAAACAAUGUACAGCAAUAGACUGUCCCAGGGAGCUGACUCAGAAUCACCCAUGGAACCGUGUUGGGGGCUUUUCAUGGAUGUGAGGGCGAUCUGGCUGCGACAUCUGUCACCCCAUUGAUCGCCAGGGUUGAUUCGACUGAUCUGGCUGGCUAGGCAGGUGUCCCCUUCCUCCCUCACCGCUCCAUGUGCAUCCUUCCCGAAGCUGCGCGCUCGGUGGAAGAGGACGACCAUCCCAGACAGAAGGAGUGUACAGUGGUGCCUCGCAAGACGAAAUUAAUCCGUUCCGCGAGUGUCUUUGUCUAGCGGUUUUUUCGUCUUGCGAAGCAACCCUAUUAGCGGCUUAACGGAUUAGCGCUAUUAGCGGUUUAGCGGCUGUUAAAGGCUUAUCGGCUUAGCGUAUUAGCUGCUAAAAGGCUAUUAAAGGCUUAGCAGCUUAGAUAAAGGGGGGGGGGAGCGGAAAAAAAAAUCUCAAGACUCGCAAGACAUUUUCGUCUUGCGAAGCAAGCCCAUAGGGAAAUUCGUCCUGCGAAGCAACUCAAAAACGGAAAACCCUUUCGUCUAGCGGGUUUUCCAUCUUGCGAGGCAUUCGUCUUGCGGGGCACCACUGUACCGUUCUUCAGUCAAGAGUUUACUAGUCAAUUGAGCUGUCUCCACACUCUUGCAUUUCAGGUCUGCCGCGAACAGUUUGUGCACCUCCACAAGCACCCCAUUCUAGAGGAACUCUCCCAGUUCAUGCUUCAGAAAUACUGUUCCCACGUUCCGUAAGUGUGUGUCGCUUUCUUCGCCCACCCCUCUUCAAAUAUUCUAUUUCAAUCAAUCAACCUUUAUUACCCUGUGUCCAGGGCAGCUGUUCUGUGUCCAGGGCAGCUGUUUACCAGCUCCAUCUGGUCUGCAGGAUGAGACCCUCCCUGCCCGCAGACUGUCUCGCCAGAGUGGUGCAUGCUCUGGUUAUCUCCCGCUUGGACUACUGCCAUGCGCUCUACGUGGGGCUACCUUUGAAGGUGACUCGGAAACUACAACUAAUCCAGAAUGCAGCAGCUAGACUGGUGACUGGGAGCGGCCGCCGAGACCAUAUAACACCGGUCCUGAAAGACCUGCAUUGGCUCCCAGUACGUUUCCGAGCACAAUUCAAAGUGUUGGUGCUGACCUUUAAAGCCCUAAACGGCCUCGGUCCAGUAUACCUGAAGGAGCAACCUGAAGACAUCUUAAGGCAGCCCUGUUCAGGGAAGUUUUUAACGUGUGAUAUUUUAGUGUAUUUUUGGUUUCUAUGGAAGCCGCCCAGAGUGGCUGGGGAGGCCCAGCCAGAUGGGCGGGGUAUAAAUAAUAAAUUAUUAUUAUUAUUAUUAUUAUUAUGAUGAUGGUUCAGAGAUCCAACAAAUCGUUACAAAGCAAUACACAAUUCAUACAGCCUACCUCCAGGUCAAACAAGCAUUUCAUUCAGAAUACAGGGAUCAUUGGUUCUUGCAACCACUGCUAAAAACUUUGCCACUGCUAACGUUCUAGCAUUUGUCCGGUCUUCCAGUAGGAACCUGACAUAGCGAGCCUCUGAUUUUCCCGGGAAAGGUACCAGCGAGGGUAGUAUCAGUUCAGCCCUGGCUUGCUCAUAUUUUGUACAGUGCAACAAAAUAUGUUUUAUGGAAUUGAUGUCUUGAGCACACGAGCAAAGUCUGUCCUGGUAGGGAACUCCUCUCAACCUGCCAUCCAACACUGCGGAAGGAAAGACGUUUGGUCUGGCUUUGGUGAAAAGCCUUCGAUAAUUUGGUAUUGUCAGGUUUUUAAUGUAAGAUGUUAACUUAAAGACAUGCCCAUAUUGUACUCCUACUGCGUGUGAUCAAGAUCGCACGUCACUGUGUGCAUUAUACAGUAUUCUACUUAAACAUCGGAUCGGUUUCCGUUUGUUGAACUGCUUUGCGAAAGAUCCUCCGCAGCCAUUUCAGAGUAUUUUAAAAAAUCAAACAGAGAUAAGAGCAGCGGAAUAACUUUGUAUGUAGUUGCAACAAACUACGCCCCCCCCCCCCCGCAAAAAAAUUAUCGCUUUCAGUUGUAGAAAUGUAUUUCAGAUCGAAUGCAAGCUAGGAUAAUGAUCUUCCCUUUAAAGGCAAAUAAUAAUAAUAAUAAUAAUAAUAAUAAUUAAUAAUUAAUUACAUACAUACAUACCCCACUUUUGGUGUUCAUCUUACAGUACAUCUUACAGUUUUGUUUUGUAGUGUUACGGGUUGCAUUUAAUGGAAUAUUUUCGUCUGCUGGAAUAAUUUCCAGUAAUAAUAAUAAUAGUAAUUUAUUAUGUAUACCCCGCCCAUCUGGCUGGGUUUCCCCAGCCGCUCUGGGCAGCCCCCAACAGACUAUUAAAAACACGAUAAAACAUCAAACAUUAAAAACUUCCCUAAACAGGGCUGCCUUCAGGUGUCUUCUAAAAGUCAGGUAGUUGUUUAUUUCUCUGACAUCUGAUGGGAGGGCGUUCCACAGUGCGGGUGCCACCACCGAGAAGGCCCUCUGCCUGGUUCCCUGUAACCUCGCUUCUCGCAGGGAGGGAACUGCCAGAAGGCUCUUGGAGCUGGACCUCAGUGUCCAGGCUGGACGAUGGAGGUGGAGACACUCCUUCAGGUAUACAGGACCGAGGCCAUUUAGGUCUUGAAAGGUCAGCACCAACACUUCGAACUGUGCUCGGAAACGUACUGGGAGCCUAUGUAGGUCUUUCAGGACCGGGGUUAUAUGGUCUCGGUGGCCGCUCUCAGUCACCAGUCUAGCUGCUGCAUUCUGGAUUAGUUAUAGUUUCCGGGUCACCGUCAAAGGUAGCCCCACGUAGAGCGCAUGGCAGUAGUCCGAGCGGGAGAUAACCAGAGCAUGCGCCACUCUGGCGAGACAGUCUGUGGGCAGGGAGAGUCUUAUCCUGCGUACCAGAUGGAGCUGGGAGACAGCUGCCCUGGACACAGAAUUGACCUGCGCCUCCAUGAGGACAGAGGAUGCCGAAAAGAAAAUACGGAUAGCGCCUGCCUGAUUUGUAGUGGCAGGUAGUUCCCAAGGUGCAUACACUAUUAGAGACAUCCUCCUGGAGUCUUGUAGGAUUGUGUUCAUAAGCCUUAAGUCAGGGAUGGGUCCAGCGGAAAGCAAAGAAGGUUUCCUUGUUGUUUUUUCCUGCAAAUAUGUUUAAUUAUUAUUUCGUUGCACCUAUAUUACAGAAAAUAAUAUUUUCCUUCUCCAGGGUUGAGUGGAAGGAUAAGAAGGCGAAUGAGUACCAGAGGCUGUUUCAGCUUCUGUCUAGCAUCCCUAAAAAAGGUACGAGCACAUAGCAACUUUUUUUGCGGGGGGCCGGGAGAGCCUACCGUCAGCAGACAAUCCACGCCAAGGCCAAUCCCAUCGUAUAUUCCUUAGAUUUCUUCCCUGGACCUGCCUCCGAAGGAACCCAGACCGUACAAAUACCUAUAAAUACUAAUACCACUGAAAUUUCUUAACUUUAAAACAACUCAGUCAUUUAGCAUGGCAGAGCCUUUGGAACUCCCUGCCGGUUGAGAUAAAGAGAGGCGCCUUGUUGUUGUUGUUAUUUAGUCAUUUAGUCGUGCCCGCCUCUUCGUGACCCCCUGGACAGAGCACGCCAGGCCCUCCUGUCUUCCACUGCCUCCCGCAGUUUGGUCAAACUCAUGCUGGUAGCUUCGAGAACACUGUCCCACCAUCUCAUCCUCUGUCGUCCCCUUCUCCUUGCGCCCUCCAUCUUUCCCAACAUCAGGGUCUUUUCCAGGGAGUCUUCUCUUCUCAUGAGGUGGCCAAAGUCUUGGAGCCUCAGCUUCAGGAUCUGUCCUUCCAGUGAGCACUCAGGGCUGAUUUCCUUCCGAAUAGAGAGGUUUGAUCUUCUUGCAGUCCAUGGCACUCUCAAGAGUCUCCUCCAGCACCAGAAUUCAAAAGCAUCCAUUCUUCGGCCAUCAGCCUUCUUGAUGGUCCAGGAAUCACUUCCAUACAUCACUACUGGGAAAACCAGAGCUUGAACUAUACGGACUUUUGUUGGCAAGGUGAUGUCUCUGCUUUUUAAGAUGCUGUCUAGGUUUGUCAUCGCUUUCCUCUCAAGAAGCAGACGUCCUUUAAUUUCGUGGCUGCUGUCACCAUCUGUAGUGAUCAUGGAGCCCAAGAAAGUAAAAUCUCUCACUGCCUCUUCCCCUUCUAUUUGCCAGGAAGUGAUGGGCCCAGUGGCCAUGAUCUUUGUUUUUUUUGAUGUUGAGCUUCAGACCAUAUUUUGCGCUCUCCUCUUUCACCCUCAUCAAAAGGUUCUUUAAUUCCUCCUCACUUUCUGCCAUCAAGGUUGUGUCAUCUGCAUAUCUGAGGUUGUUGAUAUUUCUUUGGCCACAUUUACACCAUCCAUUUCAAGCACGAUGGUGCUGCCUUAAAAAGCCAUGGUCCGCCCCCCCCCCAAAAAAAAGGAUUCUGGGAAAUGCGGUUUGCUAAGGGCGCCCAGAGUUCUUUGGAGAUCUUUAUUUCUCCUCCCAGAACUACAGUUCCCAAGGAAAGAGCGGUUGAUUGUAAAACCGCUCUGGAAAUUAUAGCCCUGCGAGGGGUUGGGAAAUAGGGGACGCUCUCCUAACCCCAGACAAACUACAGUUCCCAGAAUUAUUUAGCGGGUGGGCAGCCUGUUUAAAGGUGGCAUAGCGGUUUGGUGUGGAAGUGGCUAUAAAGAGUUUUCAGGGGGAGCAAAAAUGUCAAGCGUGCCAAGAAGCUAAUUUUCGCAGCGCCUGGUUCCCGGCUGAUGUGAAUCGUUGGCCCUGGGGCGUACGGGUCUCUGAAAAGCACCCCAUUUCUGGGGACGCAGCAAUUGGGCAGGGGGAAAACAUUUCCAGAAAAUAAUAAGAAUAAGAAUAAGAAUAAUUUAUUAUUUAUACCCCACCCAUCUGGCUGGGCUUCCCCAGCCACUCUGGGCGGCCUCCAACCAAACAUCAAAAUACAGUAAUACAUCAGACAUUAAAAGCUUCCCUAAACAGGACUGCCUUCAGAUGUCUUCUAAAAGUUUGGUAGUUGUUGUUCUCUUUGACAUCUGGUGGGAGGGCGUUCCACAGGGCGGGAGCCACCACCGAGAAGGCCCUCUGCCUGGUUCCCUGUAACUUGGCUUCGCGCAGGGAGGGAACCACCAGAAGGCCCUCGGUGCUGGACCUCAGUGUCCGGGCAGAACGAUGGGGGUGGAGACACUCCUUCAGGGAUACUGGACCGUUUAGGGCUUUCAAGGUCAACACCAACACUUUGAAUUGUGCUUGGAAACGUACUGGGAGACAAUGUAGGUCUUUCAAGACCGGUGUUAUGUGGUCUCGGCGGCCGCUCCCAGUCAACGCUGCCCCGUGCGUUGCCUAAUUCUCCACCCUCCUCCUUCAUCGCCUCACUUCCCAGCUAUGCUGAACUCUUCCUAAUCUUAUCUUUUAAGCCUUUUCAUUUCGGCUUCCAGCCGACUCUCUGUUUGGCUCAUCUGUUUGUUGGUAACCGAGAGAGAAUCGCGUCUGCUGUGCUGUUGCCAGGAUCCAAGCAAGGCCCGAUUAGCGUAAAAAAACGCAGUUGGCAUACCAAACUCUUAAAUAAUAAUAAUAAUAAUUUAUUAUUUAUUUAUUUUAUUUUAUUUUAUUUAUUUUAUUUUAUUUAUUAUUUUAUUUAUUUAUUUAUUUAUUUAUUUAUUGUUAUUUAUACCUCGCCCAUCUGGCUGAGAUUCCCCAGCCACUCUGGGCGGCUUCCAAUCAAGUGUUAAAAACAGUACAACAUUAAAUAUUAAAAACUUCCCUAAACAGGCCUGCCUUCAGAUGUCUUUUAAAGAGAAGAUAGCUGCUUAUUUCCUUCACAGGAAAGGGCGGGUGCCACUACUGAGAAGGCCCUCUGCCUGGUUCCCUGUAACCUCACUUCUCGUAAGGAGGGAACCGCCAGAAGGCCCUUGGCACUGGAUCUCAGUGUCUGGGCUGGACGAUGGGGGUGGAGACGCUCCUUCAGGGGUACUGGGCCGUUUAGGGCUCUCAAGGUCAGCACCAACACUUUGAAUUGUGCUUGGAAACGUACUGGGAGCCAAUGCGGAUCUCUCAGGACCGGUGUUAUGUAUUCCGGCAGCUGCUCCCAGUUCCCAGUCUAGCCGCCACCUUCUGGAUUAAUUGCAGUUUCCGGGUCCCCUUCAAAGGUAGCCCCACGUAGAGCGCAUUGCAGUAGUCCAAAUGGUAGCCAUCCUUGGCGUUUCAUGGGGCGGUUUGUAACAUUUCACUCGCCUCGGGCUCAUCAGCUCCACAUCCCAGCCAAUAUCGCAAUUCCUGCUUUCUCUGAUUUCGCAGCUUGGGCCGAGAUUCAAACGGGGGGCUCCUGUCCUUUCUCACCACCUGCGUGGCCUUCCGCAUGGAGUUGGCCUUUAGCUCAAAACUGCAGGGGACCAGCGACUGGCUUCAAACGAAGCCAGGUUCCUAGUCCUCACCAUGGGUUGUGUGUCUCCCUGUCGCACCCAACGAGGACAGGUUGCUGUUGUUUGGGAACUUUCACGUUUAGACAAAAGGCAAGCGAGGGAGUUUGUAAAAAGUUACAUGUGCCACCCUGACACUGGACCCGAACCUGGACAUUGGAAGGUCCAGGACAGGUCUGUUUAGCUGCGGAACUCCCUGCCACCCGGUCGGCCGCUGUGAGAACAGGUAAGGUAAAGGUCCAGUCGUGGCCGACUCUGGGGUUGCGGCGCUCAUCUCGCUUUAUUGGCUGAGGGAGCCGGCGUACAGUUUCCGGGUCAUGUGGCCAGCAGGACUAAGCCGCUUCUGGCGAACCAGAGCAGCGCACGGAAACGCUGUUUACCUUCCCGCCGGAGCGGUACCUAUUGAUCUACUUGCACUUUGAGGUGCUUUCGAACUGCUAGGUUGGCAGGAGCAGGGACCGAGCAACGGGAGCUCACUCCGUCGCAGGGAUUCGAACCGCCGACCUCCUGAUCGGCAAGUCCUAGGCUCUGUGGUGUAACCCACAGCGCCACCUGCGGACGUGGGACUAAAUGGGCCCGAUCCUGCAUGGCGUCUUCCGGGACCUUCCUUCCUUCAAAGUGUAAAAUCCAUAGGUUUGCUCCCAAUGCAGCCCUGGUUUAGACCAACCGUUUUGGUCCUGCCUUCUUGUUGUUUUUUUGCAGAAGGGGCAGAAGUACCUGCCCCCCCUGCCCAAAGAAACCUCACCUGAAUCGUAGCCAAAGACUCCCAUCACCAUCUGCCGAUCUGGAGGUGGGAAGCCGCUGUCUAAAGCUUUAUUUCAAAGGCAUUUUCCACCUCCUUCCAUCUUCCUCCCUGGGGUGUUCUGUUGCGGCUCUCAGUUCAUCUCUGUAGUCGUACACAAACCCUCUUCAGGGAUUUGUGGCUGGCUGCCCAGUUUCUACAGAGUCUUGUCUCUUCCCCUUCCCUUCCCUUCCCUUCUCUUUCUCUCUGCUUCCAUCCUCAAAUUUCCUUUCUUUAUAUAUAAUUUUUUAUUAGUUUUUUAACAUAUCAUUUUCAACAAUAAUUAAACAUAAUUCUACAUCUUAUUCAAAUUUUUGACUUCCAUCAAUCCUGUCUGAAAAUUUUCCAAUCUAAUCUCUUAGUAUGCAUUUCUUAUCUUCCCGGUUACAUUUCAAACUCAUAACCAAUAUCUCUAUCUUUUUCUACUUUGCAACACUUCGUAUAUUUCUCCUUACAAAACUUAUUGUACUCCUACUAGCGUAAUUUGUUGAUGACAUGCUCUUCAAAUAAUUCAUAUACUUUUUCCAAUCUUCUGUAAAUCUCUGGUCCCACAGGUUUCGAAUCCUUCCUGUCAUAUUGUCCAAUUCUGCAUAGUCCAUUAAUUUUGUCCUCAAAUUUCCAAUUUGCUUUUGAAGCUGAGAAGAUGCAUCCCCACUUCCAGGCCUAAAUAACAACAACAACAUCAUCAAUUAUUAUUAUUUCUAAUGAAAUUUAUUACGGUCAGAGACCACCUUGUAAAACACAAAUGGAACUACAAUCCCAAUAGAACUAUUAUUCUUAUUAUUUAUUGCUUAUACCUGCCCAUCUGGCUGGGUUUCCCCAGCCUCUCUGGGCUGCUCCCAACAGAAUAUUAAAAGCACGAUAAAACAUCAAACAUUAAAAACUUCCCAAAACAGUUCUGCCUUCAGAUGUCUUAUAAAAGUCAGAUAGUUGUUUGUUUCCUUGACAUCUGGCAGGAGGGCGUUCCACAGGGAGGGAGCCACCACCGAGAAGGCCCUCUGCCUGGUUCCUUGUAACCUCACUUCUCGCAGGGAGGGAACCUCUUGUGCUCAGGUCAGUUUUCCACGGGCAGCUGGUUUGCCCGCCGUAGGAGGGCAGGAUCAGGGCCGGAUUUCUGUUUGAUGACGCCCCAAGCUACUGAAGGUAACGGUGACCCUUUCUAUGUCCAGCUGUCCUUUGUCAACAACAAAUUGCCUUUGUUUUUUGUGUUGAAUAUAUGCUACAUGGUAAUUGAUGGACCUAAUAGGUAUCUCAAGCCAUUUGCACAUCAGUCCAUGCAGAAUGUCGGUACCCUAUAUAUAGAAAGGAGCAAACCAGUGAUAUUUUAGGGAGCAGGCUAGCAGGCGGGGCCCAUGACUUACAUUGUAGGAGCCUACCCAACACAAAACACUGUUGCUGGAUGUAGGUUUUAUUUUAUUUGUCUUUUAUCUUAUAUUUUGGAAAUGUACAUCCAGGUUGUUUUUUCCUUUAAUUUUUUUAGUGGACCCCAAGAGAGCGGGGCCCUAAUCUAUAGCUUGUUUAGCUUAUACGUAAAUCCGGCACUUAUACGUAAAUCCCGCCUCUACUUGCAUUCUGAACAUUACACACUUUCUUUCCCUUCCAGGUGACUUCGACCUCGAGAAGGUUAAAGAGUCCACCUACUUCUUCAGCUGA
This is a messenger RNA of Podarcis lilfordi (Lilford's wall lizard), 46322 nucleotides long. NCBI's taxonomy places the organism in Eukaryota, Metazoa, Chordata, Lepidosauria, Squamata, Lacertidae. The record is from the annotation of a GenBank genome assembly.